UAUGUAUUGUUGCUGACGAUAAAACGUUGCGGCAGGAAGUGGAUCCGAUCUAAAAAAGAUCGUUUUUGUUAUCGUAUGUGAAUAAUAAUAAAAGACCAGCUCGGCUUUCAAGGUAUUUUUGUUGCAAUAGAUGACUGAAAUUGGCUGGCUAGAUAUUACGUAAGUUCUAUUUGUCACAAACCAAGUGCGCGAAGUUUUAGGUCUUUUUGAAAAGAAAGGACCAUCCUGUACCUGGGAUUUCUCAGUAACCUUUGGUUAAUGAGAGAAUUCUUGAGGCUUGUAACAGUCGAUAUAGAUUUUUGUUGAGUUGAAAUACUGAAUCUCCGCAACACAAUCAAAGCACGGAGGUCAGAAGGCCUGGAUACAGAGAUUUAAAGCCCCGGAGUUGUCUGCAGAUUUUUUGUCAAGCAGGGGAUUUUCUAUGGUUCUAUGAUUCACCCCUUGCAGUGUUAUCAUUUAGUUCCUGAAAACAAACCGUUGAAAAAGUUGGUGUUGUUGUCUGAUAUCAAAAUCUAGAAGGCAAGGCUUAUUCACGGUGAAAAGGCAGAGGGAAUUUAUUACAAGGUUUGUUAAGAUCCAAAUGUGACUUGAUUCCCGAUCGUUUAUCAGAAUUUCCAAUGAGACACAGUAUUGAGGUUUUCAGACAUGACCACGUUGAAAGAUUUUUUCACAUGGUCAUUCGUUCUGAUUUUAUAUGUCACUUUGGUCGCUAGCACCCGAGGGAAAAGCCCUUGCACAUUGUCUUAUUUUGACUUAUGGAAGAAAGCCGAUUCUAUAUUUUCAUGCGAGAUCCUUAAUGUUGGCCGAGCGGAUGAGAACUUUCAUGUUAGGAUUGAAAAAAUCAUCAAAACCAAUCGACGCAUAAAAUUGGAAAAUGAAACGGCCGGAUCGACUGUUGGAUUCGCUCAAGAUUUGCAAGAUUUAUAUUGUGAUAAAAGGUUUCAGGUGGGACAAAUGCGAAUUAUUUUCGUGGAAUAUGGUGAUUCGUCGAGUGUUCGUGUACUCAGAGCACCGGAGCUAAGAUCUUGGUUAUUAUCGAUCCUUCAAAGCAUUCAUUUAGCAGAUGUUUCCGCUGUGAGAUCACGACGCAGAAGGGACCUUUGUGGUUUUGUACGAUGCACCCAUGGCGGGUAUUGUGACAUACGACCGAUAUCAAAGCAGCCGUACUGCUCCUGUGAAAAUAUUUUCUGUACAAAAGAGUACGACCCGGUGUGCGGCACUGAUGAAUUCACGUAUCCUAAUGAAUGUACCAUGUACCACAAUUCAUGUAUCAAAAGAAAAACCAUUACGCUUGCAUACAAGGGUGUCUGUGGACUGCAUACGUGUGCCGAUAUCAAGCGAACUGGCCAUGGGAAGUUUGACGGCGAGUAUCUUAUUUACCCAAAGAAAGCCUGCACGUCCCCUGUUAAGAUCUACUGCCAUGGUAUGAAUGAUGCUACUCCUCACGACUACCUCACCCUACCUGCUGGGCCUAUCCGCAACUAUGCUGUUGUCUACGACAAACGGUUGCGCCCCGAAGACAGGUUUAAAUGCUCUAGUGAACCUGGCCCAUUCAAGUAUAGCAGAGCCGGUGUGACCCGCUUCAAUAAGCUGCGGGUCGACAUGAGGACACUUACAAUUAUUGAUACAGAUUUCACCUAUGCUGAAACGGAGAAGGGUGGUACGGCCGUGCCCUAUGGUUCUGCUGGUGAUUGCUUCUCUGCAAAUACGAGCGACUGCAGACGUGGAAAAUUCAUGAUCGAUCUUUCUGGGACUGGACUACGUGUGGCAGACGGGGUUUCUUGGGGGGUUGCAUCUAACACUCCCGGAUUCAAAAUGCAAGAUUUCUCAAAUCAUCAAGGAAUCUUGAUACAGUCUAAAUGUGGUGGAUGGUGUGGACAUUGUCAUCCUUCAACCGCCUUGAAACUAGAUCUCGUAACUUGCAAAGUCAGACCAACCCUGUGUUCUGCUGUCCAAUGUCCGUAUUACGCAAACUGCAAAAAUCUCGAAGAAGGAUUUCAAUGUGAAUGCCCUACAGAAUGUCCAAAAACCCGGCUUAAAGUUUGCGGUACUGAUGGAAGAACGUAUAUUAACGAGUGUGAAUUGCAGAAAGAGUCCUGUAUUACAAAGCGGUGGAUAUAUGUCAAAUCACUUGGUGCAUGCGACACAAGUAUGUGCUCCACGAAAGAAUGCAAAUUCUAUGGAAUCUGCGUUGAAGAACGCCCAGGCCAAGCAAAAUGCGUUUGUCAUCAUCAAUGUGAAAAGACUUUUGUGCCAGUCUGUGGCUCAGAUCAGGUCACCUAUCCAAAUGAAUGCACAAUGAAGGAAAUAUCAUGUAAACAAAGGCAACUCAUUUCUGUGCGAAGCAAAGGAUUUUGCGUUUACUCAGCAAACUAUGGUUUGAGAAUGGACCUUGCAUUUGCUGUCGGUGCAUAUGGACCAGAUGCCGAUGCUAUACUAACGAAGCAGAAAGAAUUCAUAAGAACAUUUGUACAAUCGUUUCGAUAUCUUAUAGCCAAUGGUCGUAUGAGAAUUGCUAUCAUUAGCUAUGAUAAUGAUGCUAAAGUCGUGAAAAAUUUCGAUCAAAUAUACUCUGCAGACCGAAUAGAGAGAUUACUUGGCAAUAUAAAGCUAACCAGGGAAGGUGCAAGGGUAGAUUCCGCGUUUUAUAUAGCUGCUAGGGACGUUUUCAGCCAGUCUGAUAGUGUACAGCGGAAGAUGAUGUUACUGUUCACUGAUGCAACCUCCUUUCACGAUCAACGAGGACUACGAACCUCAAUGGAAUCACUGAGUUUGCAAGGGGUGAAUGUUGUUGCAUUUGGCACGGGAAACAAGGUCAGGCUCGCUAGCCUUGUGAAAAUGGCGUCGUCAGCUGCUGAUGUAAUUGUGGCAGAGACCUCCAAAACGAUGAUGUAUUACUUCUAUGCAUUCUACAGAAGGCUUCUACAAACAUCCUGUAAAAAGGUGACAUGCCAUUAUGGGUCAACCUGUGUUCCAAACAUUGAUGGCACAGCCAAAUGCGAAUGCCUGGAUCAAUGUGGAUCAGAGCUUGAUGCUCUCUGUGGCAGUGAUGGAAGAACCUAUGCAAAUUUGUGCUUAAUGAAAUUUGAAAGUUGUACAACGAAACGUGAAAUUACGGUCUUGAGGAAAGGAUUUUGUGCUGUUGUAAAGGAAGCUGAUAUUUUCUUCGCAAUUGAUAUUUCCCGGACUAAACAAUCCCUAAGACGGGUUAAAGACUUCAUUGUUGAGUCAUUACAACCUUUCGAAUUUUCAAAAGAGGGAGUUCGAGUUGCUUUGCUCACCUAUAGCAGCACUGCCAAAUUUGCCUUAUCAUUUCGUGAUGGUGUCUCCAAAAAGGCAGUUGAGGACGCUGUUAAAGACAUUACACCAAGAGAGGGUGGCAGACGCGUUGAUAUUGCCUUGUACCAGUCUGUUGUCGACUGGAGACGAGGGUUACCCAGGAAUGCUGUAGUUUUUGUAGAUGGUUCCGUGACCCGCAAUUUGGCCUACCUACGACAAAUGAUACGUUAUCUGAACCGACGAGGUUUAGUGAUAAAUUUCAUUGCUACCUCAACUGUGAACAGAGAUUUCAUAGAGGCAGUCACAACUGAAAAAUCGAAAGUUCACGUUUUGCGACCCGGAGAGAACUUGAAUCGAUAUCUUCAUCUUGUGAUUCCCCGGCAAUCUAAAUUAGGUCAAUACGACUUUGUAAUGGCUUUUGGUGGAGCCGUUAGCAGACAAGAAUUCAGCGCUCAGAAGAAAUUGAUCAAAGCUUUAAUCGGAAACUUUGAAAUUUCACCAAGAGGAACACGUGUCGGCCUAAUUCAUUAUGGAAACGAUGCAACUCUCAUUCAAUCACUGAAGGAUUCGUACUAUGCAUAUACGACGCUUCCUUUAAUAGACCGCCUUCAGCAUGGUUUUCCAGGUUCAAAUUUGGUAAAGGUAUUUACAAUCGCUAACCAGAUGUACAGCAGUGAAAAGGGUGCUCGGUCAGAAUCAGAAAAACUGUUCUUGGUAUUUGCUGAUAACUUCAGAGAAGCAGAUGUAGCCGUCUUACAGAAAUUGGCGUAUUCGCUACUUGCAAAAAAUGUCAGGGUUAUAAUGGUUGGUUUUGCGGGAUAUAUUGAAGUUGCAGCAGUCAGAAAGUUGCUGGGCAGCGGGCGAAAUCCAGUUCUGGUGAAUAGCAAUGAUCAGCUAAAUGAUGCCUACAUUAUAAAUAAGAUAAUGGAGCAAAUAAAACCAGAUCCUUGCGAAAAAGUAAGUUGCAAGUUCUAUGGAACAUGUCAUUUGGCUGAUGGUUCUCCUAUAUGCAGCUGUUUAGAUCUUUGCGAUGAGGAUGAUUCAAGUAUGGUUUGCGGAAAUGACGGACGAACCUACGUCAACCGCUGUUUUUUGCAGCUUCGAGCUUGUAGUUCAAAACGUGAUAUAAAGGUCAUCAAAAAAGGCUCUUGUGGUAUUGAAGGCGCAAAUGACGUCAUCGCAGUUAUAGAUGUAUCUAAAAAGGUGAAUCCAAAGCUGUUGGAAAAAGUCAAAAACGUCUUCAAACUUUUGGCUGAUCAAUAUGAAAUAGGCCCAACAAAGACAAGGUUUGGUGUAGUUUCUUACAGUAGCUCUCCAACGACAACCCUCGAUUUAAAUGAAGGAACACAGAGAUCAACUAUUGGCAACAUCAUAACUGCAUUGAAGCUCCAAUCCGAAAGUCCACGGCUCAGUGUAGCUCUUCAAAGUGUUAUCAGAAUUUUGCUUAGCCGCAGUUAUACGGAACCCUCGAGGCGAAACGUCCCUGUAAAAGUCAUUAUAUUUUCAUCAGAUUUAACUGAAGAUGCCAUAGAGCGUGCUGCAAAAUCGUUAGAGGAUAUAGCGAAACAAAAUGUCGAUUUAUUCUUUUUGGCAAUAAGCAACAACUACGAAGCCAGAGACGAUGCUAUUUCAGCACUUCCUAACGCUGUCAAUGUGAUUUCAAGUUCAGAGGAUGAAUUGUUCGGCGAACCUUUUACUACCCUGGUGAACAGAGUAUCAGAGAAAUCAGCUGCUGCAGAGAAACUGGACCUUGGUUUUAUUAUCGGUGGAUCCCACGGUCAACGUGGUGGAGAUUUCUAUUUGCAAAAAGAGAUUGCAAAAGAGAUCGUUAAAUCGUUUUCAAUAUCAAAAGACGCGGUACGAGUAGCUGUUGUUCUUUAUGGGGUCACCACAGCCUUUCCUGUUCGUCUUGGAUCUUAUAAUACACUAACCAGCGUGCAGAGAGCAAUUGACAAUGUGCGACUUGGUUCUCCUGGCAAUAAUUUAAAGCAAGCGUUGCAAGUUGCCCAGUCGUAUAUGUUUUCUUCACGAUACGGUGGUAGACCAGGUGUCCCAAAAAUUCUGAUUGUCUUUUACAACAAGCCAAUCGAGCCAGGUGCUUUCGUUGUGGCUAAGCAGCUACUUGACCAAGGCUACAAAGUGGCAAGUAUCGGUAUUGGCCAGGAAUCGAGAAUUGAAGAUGGAAGUAAACUAACAGGAACCGGGACAUUAGCUGCCUCUGUCAAGGCCGUAACUGAUGCAAAGCAAGUGGCUCAGGUCAUUGCAGUUCUGAUUCGACCCGAACCUUGCUCAGAGCUCAAGUGUGAGCAUUAUGGAAAAUGCUUCACUAAACCUGGAUAUACAGCUAAUUGCAUAUGCCCGUAUUGCAAUUACGAGAAGGACUUGAAACCAGUCUGUGGCAGUGACGGCCUAACCUACGCAUCGGAUUGUCACCUGCGUGCCUCGAGCUGUCACAGGAAAACACAUGUCACGGUUGCGAGAAAUUCUUCUUGCGAUAUCCAAACGCCAGUGGACCUUUUCAUCCUUGCUGACACGUCUCAAGAUAUACCCCAAAGCACUUUCGACAGAAUAAGAGACUUUAUUGAAAGUAUCGGGAGAGUAUAUGUUGAUUCGAAUGGCAAAGUUAGGGUGUCAAUAAUUGGAUAUGGGGAGACAUCAAAAGUUAUUCUUCCAAUAAAGCAGGGAACCUCGCUGAUGGCUCUACGUAUGGGUAUGAAGAGUUUUAUCCAAACCAAAGACGAACGAAAACUCGGAGAUGCCUUAGAAAAUGUGAGGAAUAUCAUACAGGGAGAUGGUGACGUCAGAAGAAAUGCAGAAAAUGUUGUGCUUGUCAUGGCAGCUGGUAAGAACUCUAUUGCCGAUUCAACUAAAAUGUCAACUGAGGCAGAUAUACUUAAGCGUGCUGGGAUUCCUAUUGCAGCAAUCGGUAUUGGAAGAGCUGCUAAGGAAGAUGCGUUCUUAUCCAUUGCUAGCAGCCCGAGAAACGCCUUUAAAGUAGACAAUGCUGAUGAUAUAUGGAAUGUGAUGUCUGAUGUCUCAAGGUUGGUAGGAGUAGCUAAAAAAUUCAGCCACAAGCUUGACCUUGGUUUCAUAUUGGGAGCAGAUAAAUUAGAGUCACCGGACGAUUUUGAUAUGGGGAAGAGCCUUAUUGUUGAGAUGUUGAAAAGCAUUGAGGUCUCACCCGACGCUUCCCGUAUUGCAUUGAUUGUAUAUGGCAGUGAAGCUAAAGUUGUAUUUCCGCUCAAUAUCGUCAUUAACCGCGAAGCUGCUAUACAACGCGUCGAAGCAUUGAAGAGGCCAGAUGGCUCUUCUGGUUUGAGCAAAGCCAUAGAGCUAAGCAGACAAGUCAUGAACGCAGAGAUCAGUGACAGGGAAGGAAUCCCAAAGACUGUUAUAAUUUUGACUAACAAUGGCAUAGAUACUUCAGCUCGAUUAGCUGCCUCGCUGUUGAUUGCUGAUGGCAUAAAAGUCAAAGGCGUCAUGAUUGGUAAGCAAGGAACACAAGAUGAAAUCCGCAGUAUUACAACAAAGCCUAGCGAUGCUGUUCAGCUGCUAGACAGUGCUGGAAUAAACACACUUGCAACUGCUUUGCUCAGCUCGUUGUUACCAGACCCAUGUGACAAAGUCAAAUGCUUAUAUGGUGGAAAAUGUCAAAUUGGCACAGAUAAAUCUGCUCGAUGUGUGUGCAAAAAAUGUGACAUUUCUCCAAGGAUGAAACCAAUAUGUGGAGACGAUGGAAAGACAUACUCCUCGUACUGUCAUCUUAAAUUUGCCAGUUGUACAGAGAGUAGAGCUAAUAAUGUUCUAAAAUACGAGCCAUGUGGACUUUUAAGGCCGAUUGAUUUGUUCUAUCUGCUGGACACCUCUGGAGAUGUUAGUAGCCGCUCUCUAGAAGUCAUGAAACGUUUCAUUCUACAGCAAGGUGGAAUUUAUAAUAUUUCCCGAGAUGGUACCCGGGUCUCAGUGGUGACAUAUGAUAACACUGCAAAAGUCUUGCUGACGGUAGAGCAAGGCAAUAGCAUUUCUGCUCUGAAAUUGGCGUUGGAUCAAGUAAGAAGUACGGACAGACCAAGAAACAUUGUGAGUGCUUUGCGACUUGUGGAAGAGAGGAUAAGAAGAAAAGAAGACGGUUUAAGAGACCAUGUUGCCAAGGUUUUAGUUGUUUUUCUAAACGGUAGAAGUGCUGCUCCGUCUAAGGAUGAAAUAAAGUCUCAGGUAAGUAAAUUAGGUCAGUUAGGUGUUCACUUAGUUGUUAUAGGCAUUGGGAAGAAUAUUGCAAAGGAAGAUGCUGAAGAUCUCGUCAUUAGGCCUGAAAACCUUGUGCUUGUAAAGGAGCCUGAAGAAAUCUUUGGUGCUUCCCCUGUCAUAUCAACUGUAGCAACUUCCGGGGGAGUUUCUCGUGAAAUGGAAGUUGGCUUCAUAUUGGGUGCCGAUGGACCAAACUCCUUAACCGACUUUGCACUGGGAAGGAAUGCCGUCCAGCGAAUCAUAGAUAAACUUGACAUUGGAGUUGGUAAAGUACAGGUUGGCCUUGCUGUGUAUGGUAAUGAGGAAGGCUUCUUCUUAAAGCUCAGUCCGGAAAAUAAUCGAGACACGGUGAUUAGAACUAUUGACAAUGUUGCUUUACCGAAUGACGAAUUAUCAAAAGAGACCUCAAUUGAACUAUCAGCCAAUUAUGUUUACAAUAAGCUUUUUGAAGGAAAGGACGGCGUGGCAAAAACUGCAGUGAUUUUCGUCAAUGGAUUUAUUGACAAUUCUGUCAGAAAUAUAGUCCAAAGAUUGCAGUCUAAAGGAGUUAGAAUAAUUGGGGUUGCUUUAGGAGAACAGGUUAAUGUAGAACUUAUAAGACCCAUUGCUAGAGCUGGUGUAUUUAAAGUCGGUCGUAUUGAAGAUGUCGGCAAGGAUAUAAAGCCUAUUGUAUCUGCAAUUAUGCCAGAAUCCUGUGCUCGGAAGCAGUGUAGUUACAAUGCCCAAUGCUUUACACGGCUAGAUGGAAGCGGGGAAUGUUUCUGUCCAGUAUGUGACAGCAAUGUCCAGAUGAAAGCCGUCUGUGGAACAGACAGAAGGACCUACGCAUCUUAUUGUCACCUGAAGUACUUCAGUUGCCAAAUGAAGAGAAAGAUUUCCUUGCUGAAAGAAGAGCCAUGUGGUACUGAAAAACCUGUUGAGCUUUUCUUUUUGGUGGAUACGUCGAAAAAUGUCGGUCAAGAUGAUAUAGAUGCUAUUAAGAAUUUCAUUAUGCAGCAAGGAAAGGUAUACAGUCUUUCGAAGGAUGGAGUAAGGGCAGCUGUCAUUUCUUAUGGUGCUACUGCCAAAAAUGUGCUUCAGAUAAACAAAGGCAUAUCUCUGACAGCACUAAGAACUGCGUUGAACCAACUGAAGCAGACGAGCGAGAGUAGGCGCCCCGAAGAGGCUUUACGAAGGGUGAAGGACAUUAUUGUCAACAACAAAGAUGAUGUCCGACAGUAUGCAGGAAAAGUAGCGAUUCUCAUAAUCUCUGGUGGCAAGGCAACAUCUGACAUCAAUUUGUUGAGUUCAGAAGCACGUGCCUUAUAUCGUGCAGGUGUAAAUAUUGCAGUGAUUUUAGUUGGGUCCGAUCUACGGAAAGAAGAUCUAAAGACGAUUGCUGCCCGUCCAGACAGCAUAAUUGAUGUCACUUCAUCAGAUCAGCUGUCAGAUAUGACUUCAGCAAUAUCUGAUACAGUGCACAGUACUGCUAGGCUUGAAAAACCUCUCGAUCUUGUGUUCAUCAUUGGAACUAAAGGGCCUGAUGCACUGGCUGACUUUGUAAUUGGAAAAGACACAAUCAAGGGGAUUUUAGAGCGACUAGAAAUCUCGAAGGACAAAAUCCGGAUCGGACUUAUCGUAUAUGGAAAAGGAACAAGACUUCCAAUAAGACUAGAUGGAGACUUUAGCAGAGACAGUGCUGUAGAGAUUGUAGAUCAAUUAUCUGAUCUUGGACAAGGGUCUGCGUUAAGCGAAGCUAUCGAUAUAAGCAGGAUCUACACGUUCAACGAGUUGUACGGAGGCAGAAAAGCUGUUCCAAAAAGUGCCGUAAUUUUAACGAAUGAAAAUAUCAAUCAAAAAGCUAUUUUGGCAGCAGAGAGACUAAAAGAACGCGGAGUGCGAAUAAUAGGAGCUGCUAUUGGUACGACGGGUGAUGUGGAGUCCAUGAAAGACAUCACAAGUACUGGCGAUAAAGCAUUUGUCAUUACAAAGCGUGAUGACGUCAGAGAAAAAGUAAAGGAAAUACUAGCGAGAUUAAUGCCAGAUCCCUGCAAAGAUGUCCAGUGCCUUCACAACGCUAUUUGUAAUUUGCGGAACGAUGGAAGGACAGAAUGCUUGUGCCCAUUGUGUGACAAAGCCAACGUUAAUAAAGUAGUAUGUGGAGAUGAUGGGAUAACAUAUGCUUCCUAUUGCCACCUGAAAUCUUCCAGUUGUCAAAUGAAGAAAGUGGUCCGUUUGUUAAAGUAUGGUGCAUGUGGUGUUUCUAAACCAAUUGAUCUGUUCUACUUGGUUGACACAUCAAAUGGUGUAUCGAAUCCUGCUCUUGAGAAGAUGAAAGAUUUUGUCGUAAGUCAAGGAGAAGUUUUUAGCAUGUCAAAGGACGGUGUUCGAGCAUCUCUAAUAUCGUAUGCAGUACAGCCCACAGUUCAUUUAACAAUAAAUAACGGUAUAUCGCUAACGCGCCUUAAAGAGGCCGUUCAGCUGAUGAAAAGGAGCGAUGGAUCAAGACACUUGGAGAAGGCACUGGCAUCAGUGCGAGACAUGAUAAAUAGUGGAAGAGAAGGAGGAAGAAGCGACGUCCCAAAAGUUGUUGUCGUUUUCUUGACUGGGAAAAAUGCAUAUUCUGGGCUUAGGGAGCUGAACAAAGUAGUAGAUGAACUUAGGCGAAUGAGAGUUAAUAUCGUAGUCAUUGGAAUCGGAUCAGAAGUAACUGAUCGCGAACUUAGAGACAUUGCAACAAGCCCCAGCAGUGUCAAUAAAGUCAUAUCAGAAGAAAGAUUGCAAGAUGCGACAGCUGUAAUAUCUGGAGUGGUCAUGAAUUCGCCAGUUGUUUCCACUCGACUGGAUUUAGGCUUUAUUCUUGGCGAGAGCAUGCCAAGCGAAAGUUUGCAGUUUGAGACAGCGAAGAAAAUCAUUUCCGAGAUUUUGUGGAGGCUAGAAAUCUCACCUGACAAGACUCGAGUCGGGGCUAUCGUAUACGGCUCUGAUGCAGGUAGGAUAUUAUCAAUGGAUCAAUAUUAUGGUAAAAGUGGCGUCAUUAGAAGAAUAAAGAGUUUACCUUCACCAUCAAGUGUUUCGGCUCUGUCUCUGGAUGCGAUGCAAAGAGCAAUAAACCUUUUUGCAGCUCAGCCUGGAAUGCGUAAUGGUGUGCAAAAGACUGCUGUUAUAUUCAUUAACAAUAACUUAGACACCAAGACAAAACAGGCGCUGGAAAGACUUGUAAGUCAAGGAAUUAAGGUUAUUGCUGUCUAUUUUGGUACAGAAAAGGAUCCUCGCUACUUGGAAAGCUUGAGAAGCAAAGGUGCAAGCAUUAUAAUUGCAGGGUCAGAACCAGAUGCAAAAGGAAUUGCUAAUGAUGCUGUUAAAUCUGGGUUACCUGAUUCUUGCUCAGGAAUUAAAUGUUACUUCAAUGCUAAGUGCUAUGGAAGACCUGAUGGGACCAGCGAAUGUGCCUGUCAGAUGUGCGAUUCUGAUUUAGAAGGAACUCCUGUAUGCGGGAAUGAUGGCAGAACAUAUUCUUCAAGUUGUCAUCUAGAAUACACCAGUUGUUCUCUGAAGAAAGACAUCAUUGUGGAUAUGAAGGCUCCUUGUGAACUUAAAAAGUCAGUGGACAUCUUUUACAUGCUGGAUGCAUCAAUGGACGUUUCUGACAAUGAACUUGAAAUGAUGAAACAAUACGUAUUCAAACUGGGAAAAUUAUUUGGCAUAUCGAAUGAUAAAAGGAUGUCAGUAUUCUCUUAUGGAAAAACAGCAAGAAAUUACUUACCAAUUAACCGUGGGACGUCAAUUGAGCGACUUGAAAAUGGAGUUAGAAAAAUAACAAGUACCAAAGAGCCACGGCACAUUGGAAAAGCGCUUAUGGUUGUUUAUGAAUACAUUGGUAGUGAAGUUGGAAGUGAAAAGAAUGUCCCAAAGGCUGUUGUGCUCUUUGUAAAAGGGAAAAGCUCUACAUCAGACCCAGUCGAGGUUACCUCAGCAGCUGAGAGCUUGAAAGCUGAACGGGUUGUUAUUAGUGUUGUAGAUAUUGGAAAAAGUUUCAAAGAGGAUGAAUUGAAUCAAAUUGCUAGCAGCAAAGACAAUGUUGCAAGAAUCCAAACAACGGAGGAUCUGCCCCUUGUAACUCCAAUUGUAUCCCAAGCCCUUGAAGGAAGCCCGAAAUUUUCAGAGAAAAUUGAUCUUGUCUUUGUACUAGGAGCAAGCGAAGAUGAUAAUUCCAGUCGAUUUAAUAUUGGAAAAUUGCUAAUUCUCGAGUUGCUUAAAAGAUUAGAUCUUUCUUCUAGUAAAACGAAGAUAGGGUUGGUUACAUAUGGAGCCGAAGCAAAAAAGAUAGUAACUUUAAGCGAUGAGCUUGAUGCUGCCAAAUUAAAGUCAAUAAUCGUAAACUUAGAGACUCCGCAACCAGGAUUUGGAUUACAUAAAGCAAUUAUGUCUGCUAGAACAGAGAUCUUCAGCAAGAAACUUGGUGCUAGAUAUGAGGUACCAAAGCGAGCAAUAAUACUUUUAGAUAGAGAUUUGCAGGGAAAUUCUAUUUUGGCUGUCGAGCGAUUGAAACAAGCAGGUGUCAAAGUAAUCGGAGUCGCGCUUAAAGAAGGCAUGAAUUUGCCAGAGUUGAAAGUUGUUUUAUCUUCAAAGGAUGCAAUUUCAAAAGUAACCAAAAAUGAAGAGAUCCCACAAUCAGUAGAAAGAAUAUUAAAGUCAUUCCAGUCAGGUCCAUGUGAUAAGGUGAAAUGUGAAUAUAACGCAAGGUGCCAGGUGAAGCAAGACCAAACAACCGAAUGUGUUUGUCCUGAUUGUGACAGCCAGUCUGAAGUAAAUGCAGUAUGCGGAAGUGACGGCAGGACAUAUGCUUCUUAUUGCCAUCUCAAAUCAACAGUUUGUCGAACGAAGACAUUAGUAUCGUUGGUUAGCAAGAAAGCAUGUGCUGUCACGGAGCCUGUAGAUGUCUUCUAUUUGUUGGACACAUCGAAAGGAGUAACGAAGAAUCAAUUAGACAAAAUGAGAGACUUUGUUACCCAGCAAGCAAAGGCGUACAACAUAUCGAGUGAUGGUGUAAGGAUAUCGGUGCUUACGUAUAGCAGCGAUGCAAGGACUUUGUUGCCAGUUGGCCGAGGUACAUCACCAGAGGCUUUGAAGAAUGCUUUAGAUGCUGCUGCGUUGACAGACAGUCCGAGACAAGUGGCUAAUGCUCUUCAGUCGGUAAGGAGGACUAUCGUCUACAAGACAGACGGCGUGAGGGAUGAUGCAGGAAAAGUAGUAGUGUUAAUUGUUGCUGGUAGGAACGCACGAUCUGGUUUGCCAUAUGUCAGAUCGGAAGGAGAUGCUCUGAAAGGAAGUGGAGCUAACGUUGUUGUGAUUGGAAUGGGCGACGACUUGGACGAAAACGAGAUGAAAUCUGUUGCAACUAAGCCAGAUCGGUUUGUAAAGGUGAGCUCAGAAGACAAACUGUUGGACGCUGUUUCAGCAGUAUCUGAUUCGAUAAGCGAUACCCAGAAGAGUUCGUUGAAACUGGAUUUGGGAUUCAUAUUAGGAGCAGACGGUGUUAAUGCGGAGAAGGACUUUGAGCUGGGAAAAGAAGCUAUUAAGGAGAUGUUGAGAAAGUUGGACAUAUCGAGCGAAAAGACACGAUUCGGCUUGAUUGUGUACGGACAAAGUGCUGGAAUGGUAUCACGACUGGAUUCUGUUAAUAGUUUGAAAGAUGCUCUCAGUGUUGUUGAUAAAGUUAAGAUUCCUCGUAAAGGAUUCGCUUUGAAAGAGGCGUUGGAAAUGGCGCGGACGGACUUGUUCGACGCCCUAUCUGGAGGGAGAAGAGAUACUGACAAAACAGCAGUGAUAUUCGUUAAUAAGGAGAUGGAUUCUGCAUCGAAAGCUGCAGCUGAGGCGUUGAAAAAGGAUGGUGUGAAGAUAUUGGCUGUUUCUUUAGGUGAAGCAGAUGCUAGAGAUUCACUGAGAGAUGUUACAAGCACGGACAAGGAUAUAAAGCGAAUCGCUAGAAGGAGUGAUAUCGAUAAGUUGGCGAAAGACUUGGCAUCUUCCCUGACGUCAGGUCCAUGUGAUAAGGUGAAAUGUGAAUAUAACGCAAGGUGCCAGGUGAAGCAAGACCAAACAACCGAAUGUGUUUGUCCUGAUUGUGACAGCCAGUCUGAAGUAAAUGCAGUAUGCGGAAGUGACGGCAGGACAUAUGCUUCUUAUUGCCAUCUCAAAUCAACAGUUUGUCGAACGAAGACAUUAGUAUCGUUGGUUAGCAAGAAAGCAUGUGCUGUCACGGAGCCUGUAGAUGUCUUCUAUUUGUUGGACACAUCGAAAGGAGUAACGAAGAAUCAAUUAGACAAAAUGAGAGACUUUGUUACCCAGCAAGCAAAGGCGUACAACAUAUCGAGUGAUGGUGUGAGGAUAUCGGUGCUUACGUAUAGCAGCGAUGCAAGGACUUUGUUGCCAGUUGGCCGAGGUACAUCACCAGAGGCUUUGAAGAAUGCUUUAGAUGCUGCUGCGUUGACAGACAGUCCGAGACAAGUGGCUAAUGCUCUUCAGUCGGUAAGGAGGACUAUCGUCUACAAGACAGGCGGCGUGAGGGAUGAUGCAGGAAAAGUAGUAGUGUUAAUUGUUGCUGGUAGGAACGCACGAUCUGGUUUGCCAUAUGUCAGAUCGGAAGGAGAUGCUCUGAAAGGAAGUGGAGCUAACGUUGUUGUGAUUGGAAUGGGCGACGACUUGGACGAAAACGAGAUGAAAUCUGUUGCAACUAAGCCAGAUCGGUUUGUAAAGGUGAGCUCAGAAGACAAACUGUUGGACGCUGUUUCAGCAGUAUCUGAUUCGAUAAGCGAUACCCAGAAGAGUUCGUUGAAACUGGAUUUGGGAUUCAUAUUAGGAGCAGACGGUGUUAAUGCGGAGAAGGACUUUGAGCUGGGAAAAGAAGCUAUUAAGGAGAUGUUGAGAAAGUUGGACAUAUCGAGAGAAAAGACACGAUUCGGCUUGAUUGUGUACGGACAAAGUGCUGGAAUGGUAUCACGACUGGAUUCUGUUAAUAGUUUGAAAGAUGCUCUCAGUGUUGUUGAUAAAGUUAAGAUUCCUCGUAAAGGAUUCGCUUUGAAAGAGGCGUUGGAAAUGGCGCGGACGGACUUGUUCGACGCCCUAUCUGGAGGGAGAAGAGAUACUGACAAAACAGCAGUGAUAUUCGUUAAUAAGGAGAUGGAUUCUGCAUCGAAAGCUGCAGCUGAGGCGUUGAAAAAGGAUGGUGUGAAGAUAUUGGCUGUUUCUUUAGGUGAAGCAGAUGCUAGAGAUUCAUUGAGAGAUGUUACAAGCACGGACAAGGAUAUAAAGCGAAUCGCUAGUAGGAGUGAUAUCGACAAGUUGGCGAAAGACUUGGCAUCUUCCCUGACGUCAGGUCCAUGUGAUAAGGUGAAAUGUGAAUAUAACGCAAGGUGCCAGGUGAAGCAAGACCAAACAACCGAAUGUGUUUGUCCUGAUUGUGACAGCCAGUCUGAAGUAAAUGCAGUAUGCGGAAGUGACGGCAGGACAUAUGCUUCUUAUUGCCAUCUCAAAUCAACAGUUUGUCGAACGAAGACAUUAGUAUCGUUGGUUAGCAAGAAAGCAUGUGCUGUCACGGAGCCUGUAGAUGUCUUCUAUUUGUUGGACACAUCGAAAGGAGUAACGAAGAAUCAAUUAGACAAAAUGAGAGACUUUGUUACCCAGCAAGCAAAGGCGUACAACAUAUCGAUUGAUGGUGUAAGGAUAUCGGUGCUUACGUAUAGCAGCGAUGCAAGGACUUUGUUGCCAGUUGGCCGAGGUACAUCACCAGAGGCUUUGAAGAAUGCUUUAGAUGCUGCUGCGUUGACAGACAGUCCGAGACAAGUGGCUAAUGCUCUUCAGUCGGUAAGGAGGACUAUCGUCUACAAGACAGGCGGCGUGAGGGAUGAUGCAGGAAAAGUAGUAGUGUUAAUUGUUGCUGGUAGGAACGCACGAUCUGGUUUGCCAUAUGUCAGAUCGGAAGGAGAUGCUCUGAAAGGAAGUGGAGCUAACGUUGUUGUGAUUGGAAUGGGCGACGACUUGGACGAAAACGAGAUGAAAUCUGUUGCAACUAAGCCAGAUCGGUUUGUAAAGGUGAGCUCAGAAGACAAACUGUUGGACGCUGUUUCAGCAGUAUCUGAUUCGAUAAGCGAUACCCAGAAGAGUUCGUUGAAACUGGAUUUGGGAUUCAUAUUAGGAGCAGACGGUGUUAAUGCGGAGAAGGACUUUGAGCUGGGAAAAGAAGCUAUUAAGGAGAUGUUGAGAAAGUUGGACAUAUCGAGAGAAAAGACACGAUUCGGCUUGAUUGUGUACGGACAAAGUGCUGGAAUGGUAUCACGACUGGAUUCUGUUAAUAGUUUGAAAGAUGCUCUCAGUGUUGUUGAUAAAGUUAAGAUUCCUCGUAAAGGAUUCGCUUUGAAAGAGGCGUUGGAAAUGGCGCGGACGGACUUGUUCGACGCCCUAUCUGGAGGGAGAAGAGAUACUGACAAAACAGCAGUGAUAUUCGUUAAUAAGGAGAUGGAUUCGGCAUCGAAAGCUGCAGCUGAGGCGUUGAAAAAGGAUGGUGUGAAGAUAUUGGCUGUUUCUUUAGGUGAAGCAGAUGCUAGAGAUUCACUGAGAGAUGUUACAAGCACGGACAAGGAUAUAAAGCGAAUCGCUAGUAGGAGUGAUAUCGACAAGUUGGCGAAAGACUUGGCAUCUUCCCUGACGUCAGGUCCAUGUGAUAAGGUGAAAUGUGAAUAUAACGCAAGGUGCCAGGUGAAGCAAGACCAAACAACCGAAUGUGUUUGUCCUGAUUGUGACAGCCAGUCUGAAGUAAAUGCAGUAUGCGGAAGUGACGGCAGGACAUAUGCUUCUUAUUGCCAUCUCAAAUCAACAGUUUGUCGAACGAAGACAUUAGUAUCGUUGGUUAGCAAGAAAGCAUGUGCUGUCACGGAGCCUGUAGAUGUCUUCUAUUUGUUGGACACAUCGAAAGGAGUAACGAAGAAUCAAUUAGACAAAAUGAGAGACUUUGUUACCCAGCAAGCAAAGGCGUACAACAUAUCGAGUGAUGGUGUAAGGAUAUCGGUGCUUACGUAUAGCAGCGAUGCAAGGACUUUGUUGCCAGUUGGCCGAGGUACAUCACCAGAGGCUUUGAAGAAUGCUUUAGAUGCUGCUGCGUUGACAGACAGUCCGAGACAAGUGGCUAAUGCUCUUCAGUCGGUAAGGAGGACUAUCGUCUACAAGACAGGCGUGAGGGAUAAUGCAGGAAAAGUAGUAGUGUUAAUUGUUGCUGGUAGGAACGCACGAUCUGGUUUGCCAUAUGUCAGAUCGGAAGGAGAUGCUCUGAAAGGAAGUGGAGCUAACGUUGUUGUGAUUGGAAUGGGCGACGACUUGGACGAAAACGAGAUGAAAUCUGUUGCAACUAAGCCAGAUCGGUUUGUAAAGGUGAGCUCAGAAGACAAACUGUUGGACGCUGUUUCAGCAGUAUCUGAUUCGAUAAGCGAUACCCAGAAGAGUUCGUUGAAACUGGAUUUGGGAUUCAUAUUAGGAGCAGACGGUGUUAAUGCGGAGAAGGACUUUGAGCUGGGAAAAGAAGCUAUUAAGGAGAUGUUGAGAAAGUUGGACAUAUCGAGCGAAAAGACACGAUUCGGCUUGAUUGUGUACGGACAAAGUGCUGGGAUGGUAUCACGACUGGAUUCUGUUAAUAGUUUGAAAGAUGCUCUCAGUGUUGUUGAUAAAGUUAAGAUUCCUCGUAAAGGAUUCGCUUUGAAAGAGGCGUUGGAAAUGGCGCGGACGGACUUGUUCGACGCCCUAUCUGGAGGGAGAAGAGAUACUGCCAAAACAGCAGUGAUAUUCGUUAAUAAGGAGAUGGAUUCUGCAUCGAAAGCUGCAGCUGAGGCGUUGAAAAAGGAUGGUGUGAAGAUAUUGGCUGUUUCUUUAGGUGAAGCAGAUGCUAGAGAUUCACUGAGAGAUGUUACAAGCACGGACAAGGAUAUAAAGCGAAUCGCUAGUAGGAGUGAUAUCGACAAGUUGGCGAAAGACUUGGCAUCUUCCCUGACGUCAGGUCCAUGUGAUAAGGUGAAAUGUGAAUAUAACGCAAGGUGCCAGGUGAAGCAAGACCAAACAACCGAAUGUGUUUGUCCUGAUUGUGACAGCCAGUCUGAAGUAAAUGCAGUAUGCGGAAGUGACGGCAGGACAUAUGCUUCUUAUUGCCAUCUCAAAUCAACAGUUUGUCGAACGAAGACAUUAGUAUCGUUGGUUAGCAAGAAAGCAUGUGAUUUCUUGGAACCCGUGGAUUUGGUUUUUAUGAUUGACACAUCGAAGUUUGUCAAUGCUUCAGUUUUAGAAGGAAUGAAGAAGUUAAUACUUAACCAAGGAAGGAUCUUCAACAUCUCUAGAGACUAUGUCAGGAUUGGAAUUGUAUCGUAUGGCAAACAAAGCGAUGUUUCUUUAACUGCAAAUAACGGAGUUUCAUUGCAUUAUUUGAAGACCGUUUUAGAUGAAAUUAAAACUGGAAAAGAUGAGAGAUACAUUAGCGCUUCACUAAAUGACUUUAGAAAAUUUAUCGAAAAGGGAAAAUUAGGCCUGAGGAACGAUGCAGGCAAAGUUUUAGUAUUGUUUAUAAAUGGUGGUGAUGUUUAUGAAAACCCCAAAGAUUUGCAAGGUAUUCAGAAGUUUUUAAAGGAGAAACGAUUCCGAACAGUUGUGAUAUCUAUUGGAAAUAAUUUUGAAAGUGAAAAAAUAAAGGCGUUAGCAUCAACACCUGAGAAUGUUUUAAGCCUUGUUAAUCAUAAAGCAUUGAAUGAUGGAACCCCAAAAAUUUCAGAAGCUGUCAUGAAUGCUAAUGUUGUUGAUACAAAAGUUGAUAUUGGCUUUAUUUUUGGGUCAAUGGGAGGAAGUGCAGCGGCAGAUAAAUUACGUCUCUCUAAGCAAAUCAUCAAGGAUCUACUUAAGAAGUUGGUUUUGUCCAGGGACAAGGUUCACGUGGGCCUCAUCAAAUAUGACAGAAAUACCGAAAUUGUAAAGGGUUUAGAUGAUUAUUUCGACUUCAAUAAAACGGUUGAAGCUGUCGACAUGGCUAGAAUAUUGAACGGUGAACAAGUACUGUCAAAGGCAAUUGAUUUAGCAAGGAGUAAACUUUUUGAUGUACGAAACGGUGGAAGGCCAGGUGUUCCGAAAAAUGUAGUGCUGUUUGUCAAUAAAGAUAUUGACACGGACUCCCAAAAAGCUGCGAAUAGCCUUGUCAAAGAAGGAGUCAAAGUAAUAUUUGUCACCUUGGCUAAAAAUAUUGAUCUUGGUUCUUCGGAAACAAUGGCAGCUGUAAUAAAACACGAUGAAAACAAAGAUCGAAAAAUUACCCCAAAAGCUGUAGUUGCUGCUCUAAAAACAGAUCCUUGUGAGGGCAUGAAAUGUGGAUACUUUGGUAAAUGCAAGCAGCAUGAGAAUGGCAUCAUUGGAUGCUCUUGCGAUACAUGCGAAAAUGAACGAUAUCAACCUGUUUGUGGGGAAAAUGGCCUAACAUAUGCAAGUCUUUGCUCAAAUCGCCUACACACGUGCUUAAAGAAGGAAAAAGUCGCCGUUAUCAAAGAAAACCCAUGUGGUGUUAGCAGUCCUGUUGAUUUGAUAAUUGCUUUGGACACUACCAAAGGAGUAAAUUCUGGGACGCUGUUUAAAGCCAAAGAACUGUUAAAAGCUCUUUUGAGGUCUUAUAAUAUAUCGCAAUUAGGCACCAAUGUAGGGCUUCUCACUUUCGGUAGUAAUGCACGUGAAAUUGUUCCAAUUCGGGAUGGCAUUGUAAGAACCCUUAUUGAAAGUAGCAUCGAUAAGGCAGUUUAUAUGAAUGGACCGCGAAGAGUCGAAGAUGUCCUCUCAAAGGCACUCAUCAUGCUGCGAUACCCUUCAAAUAGCGAUCAGCGAAGUGAAUCAUCGAAGCAGAUAGUACUAGUCUUAUUAGACGGAGUCAUCAACGUAGCGCCUGCCUCAGUUGUUCAGCUUGCUUCGCAGAUGAAGCUUUUUGACAUAAGACCAAUUGUCCUCGCAGUUAACGUAUCGAAUGCACGAGCCCUUAUGCCUAUUGUCAAAAACAAAGCAGACUUCUAUACUGUGGACGAGGGCAAAAGUUUGAGUAAUGCUCUUGGCGAGAUAGAAAAGAGGAGUGCAAUAAAUGCAGCAAAAGAUCUGCCCGUGGAUAUCGGCUUUGUAUUUGGUGCUGAUGGCCCAAAAGCCUCUAAACGAUUUAGUGAGCAAAAAUCCUUUGCCAAGAAGCUAAUUGAUUCACUGGUUAUAUCGCCAACAGCUGCAUUGAUAGGAGGGAUUUUGCAAGACAGUAGCUCACGUAUUGCGUGGAGGAUUGGUGAUGCCCAAGAUAAGGAUACGACAGUCCGGAUAAUUGAUCAACUUCAAAUGAAUGGCCUGGGCGAUGAUAUUGUGAAAGCAGUUGACAUUUCCAGAAGUUUGUUUGCAGAAGUUAAUGGCGCAAGGCGAAAUGCUGAGAAAAUAUUGGUUAUAUUUCUCGAUGAAACGUUUAAAUCAAAUGCCGAUCUGGAAAAAUCUGUAGAACAAGUAAAAAAUUCUGGAGUGAAGGUCAUAGUUAUUGCAAGUGGACCAGAUGUUGAUGAAAUCGAUAUGUUGGCACUACCGAGUGAUAGCGAGAGUCUUGUUAAAGUACAGGAUUUAGCAAAUCCAGAUGACAGUGUUUUGCCUACGUUUGGUAAUCUAUUAAAACCAGAUCUUUGUCAAAAGAAACAGUGUAAAUUCUACAGUAAAUGUCAUCAGAGAACGGAUGGAACAACAGAAUGUGUUUGUCCAUUGUGCAAUGAAGAACAUACGUAUUCCCCAAUUUGCGGAGAUGACAGUAUUACUUAUGCAAGCCUUUGCCAGUUGCAAAAGAUGGCGUGUAAUCAAAGAAAGGAAAUCAAUGUUGCAAAAAACAAAGCUUGUGGGAUCGACAAGGCACUGGAUCUUAUCAUUGCCUUGGAUGUGACGGACAAAUAUGACUCCUCAAAAGUAAAACCGUUUGUGAACGCACUCCUUGAAUCAUAUAAAAUCUCCAAAUCAGAGACAAAUGUUGGAAUUGUCACGUAUGGUAGUGUUGCAAAUGAAACACUGCCAAUGUCCCAUGGAACAGAUCUUGCUGUUAUCCAGCAACAUGUUAAUGCAGCCCAGCCAUUAGUUGGACCUAAGAAGGCCAGCGAAGCUUUGAUAAUGGCCCGACUUUUGUUCCACGACUCUUUGAGGUCUGAGAAGGCAAAAGGCGAAAGGAAGCAAAUUAUCCUUGUUUCAAUAGGAGAAAAUGAUAAAUCUGAUAGCCAAAGCUUCUCUAAGAUAAUGUCGCAAUUGGAAGAAGAGGAUGUGGAUGUAAUCAUAUUGGCAAUAAAAACAAAAGACGAUUCAGUGUUUAAAAAGUCAUUGAAAAGCCAAGAUGGGCUGAUCAAGGCUGAUGAUACCAACUCCCUCAAAAAUAUCUUUGGUAUUUUAGAGAGCCGGAGCCGUAAAGCGACUGCAAAGCCGUCUCCUCUUGAUAUCGGGUUUAUAUUUGGUGCAAGUGAUGGGGACGCUGUUGGAGCAUUUGAAAAUGAAAAGAACCUCGCAAGAAGAAUCGUUGAAAGAUAUUUGAUAUCAAGAAAUAACACUUUGGUCGGUGCAAUUGUGUAUGGCAGUACAGCAUCAUUAGCUUGGAGAAUAGGAGACAUAAUUGAAUCAAGAUCAACCAUAGAUCGUAUAGCAAGAUUGCAACCACCCGAAGAUGGGAAUAACUUGCCUGAAGCCCUUCAAGUUGCUAAAGAUGUCUUAUUUGACCCAAAGUAUGGUGCUAGAAGUAACGUUCCAAAAUCUCUGGUUGUGUUCAUAGACAGGGCUGAUUUCGAUAAGGCUGGCUUUGUUGCGCAGGUCAAAAGAUUGAGGGAUGCCAGUGUUAAUGUGAUCUUGAUAGCUGUUGGACCAAACAUAGACAUCGAAAAGAUGAUGUCAUCAAUCCCAUUAAGAAAAGACAAAGUAUUGCAAAUACCAAUAAUUGUCCCAGCAAGUGAAGACUUGGUUUCAAAGGUAGCAACAAAAGCCACCCCAGAUCCAUGUGCCAAUCAGCUUUGCCAGUUCCACAGCCUCUGCUUAGGGAUGAACGACGGGACAUCAGAAUGCGUCUGUCCUCUUUGUUAUGGAAAUGACGCACCUUUACCUAUUUGUGGAAGCGAUGGAAGAACGUAUUCUAAUGAAUGCGAGUUGAAGAAAGCGUCGUGUAAAGAACAAAAAGCUAUUACAGUACGAAAGGAGGGCAAUUGUGGCAUUUCAAGACCAGUUCAGCUUGUAAUUGCAUUGGAUACCACAGAAAAUCCGAAAUCUGCUGAUUUCCUCAAGGUGAAAGGGGUCCUUAAAACUUUGCUAAAGUCAUACGAUAUUUCUCAAAACGAGACAAAUAUUGGGCUGUUGACCUUCGGGAAGACAGCAAAGCAGCUUUUACCACUUGCAUCAGGAUUAAACAGAGUUCUUGUUGAAAGGAGCAUUGACAGAGCAGAGCUGCACAGCAGUCCAAGAAAGGCCAGCGAGCCAUUGGCUUUAGCUAGAAACAUGCUUGUGAAUGCACAGAUAAGAGACAAAUCAGUUGAAAGAAAGCCUCAAGUACUGUUGGUCAUGAUGGGAAGCAACGACCCGUCAGAUAUGGAUAGCUUUACCAGUACUGUAAAACAACUAGAAAAGGAUGGCAUCGCUCUUAUCAUUCUUGCACAGACUUUGAAGAAAGACGACAAGGCCUUGAAAGAUGCAGUAAGAGACGAAGCUGAUCUAAUUAGAAUAGAUGAUUCAUCGAAGGACGCCUUAGGGUUACUGGAACAAAGUAGUGGUCUCGCGGCAGCAAAACCAGAAAACCUCGACCUCAUCUUCGUUUUUGGUGCUGGUAGCAAGAAUGCAGCCAGCGCUUUUGCUCAGCAAAAAAUACUAGCGGAGCGUAUGGUUGAUAAAUAUCAGAUAUCAACCCCUGGUGUUCUUGUUGGUGCCCUAUCGUAUGAUUCGAUUGCCCGUUUGGGCUGGAGAAUCGGGAACGCACGUGAUGCAAAGUCUACAGUAGAAAACAUACGCAGCAUCCGACAAGUAGGAAAAGGAAAUAAUAUAUUGAAUGCAUUGGAAAUGGCUCGAGACGAACUACUUCCGGUAUCAAAAGGAGCUAGAAUAAACACAUCGAAGACUCUUGUUGUUUUUAUCGAUAAAGCACAAGAGAAAGACGAAAAAUUGGAAGAUCUUGCUGUUGAACUGAAGAGUUCUGGUGUAAAGGUUAUCGUCGUGGCAAUGGGACCAGAAGUUGAAAAGAAGUACCUUGGAGGAAUUGCAAGCGAUCCUUCUAAUCUCUAUAAAGUCUCUGAUUUGUUAACCAAUCCAGGGUUGCCUGACAAGAUUGUUGCACAGUCUAGACCUGAUCCUUGCGAGAAAAUAGUCUGCGAGUACUACAGCUCUUGUCACAAAAUCAGUGGUGGAAGUGCAGAGUGCAUUUGCCCAGUGUGUGGAGAUGAAAAACAAUAUUCACUUGUCUGUGGAGAUGAUGGCAAGACAUAUGCAGAUGAAUGUGAACUCCGCAGGACUUCUUGCAAAGAAAAGAAGAUUGUUAAGAAGAUCAAGGACGGUGCUUGUGGAAUAGCAAGCACUGUCGACCUUGUUAUUGCCAUCGAUGUUGUAAAAGAUGUUUCAACCCAAGAUUUGAUGAAAGCCAAAAAGUUAUCUAAGACCUUGUUGAAAUCUUAUAACAUUUCUGAAUAUGGAACAAAUGUUGCAAUCCUUACAUACGGAGCUGAUGCAAAAAAAGUCUUGCCGCUGGAGGAUGGAACAAGCAAGUCUGCCAUCGAGACAGCGCUGGAUGGUAUAACUGUCAGUAAUGACAGCCCAAGGUCGCCAAGUCAACCGUUAGCUGUUGCAAGAAGAAUUCUGAUAGACGAAAGACGUUAUGACAGAAAGCUGAAAACAAAAUCUCAGGUGAUACUGUUUGUAAUGGGAGACACAAGUGAUGAAGACCGCUACAGGCUCGAUGCUGUUGCAUCACAACUUGAGAGAGAUGACAUUACUUUGAUAAUCGUUGGCAUCAAUGUCAAAAAUAGGGAACCUUUGAAAAGUGCAGUUAAGCAUCCAGCUGACUUGAUUCUGAUUGAUGACGUCAAAGAAUUGAAGGGCAAAGUUCCUGAGUUAGAGGAAAGAAGUGGGAAAGCGGCCGCAACUCCUAAACCUUUGGACCUUGGCUUUCUUUUUGGCGCCGAUGGACCUUCGGCUCAAACCAUGUUUGCUGCAGAGAAAAGGAUAGCAAAAAAGAUUGUAAGCAUGAAUAAAAUAUCGGAAUUAGCAACACUAGUCGGUGUGGUUAUAUAUGACGAUGGUGCUUACUUAGGUCUGAAGUUAGGAGAAGCAAUGGAUCUUAGUAUGACGUUAGCAAAUAUUGAUAGAUUGCAACGAAGAAAUGCUGGAAAUAACGUGGCAAUGGGUUUAAAAGUUGCAUACGAGGAGCUAUUUAUCAUGAAGAAUGGAGCCAGAUACAGCGUACCAAAAACUCUUGUGGUGUUUAUUGACAAAGCAAAAACGAGAGAUCUUGAAUUAGAGAAAGCAGCAAGAAAGUUGAAAGAUGCAGGCGUAAAGAUUAUUGUAGUAGCUGUUGGGUCAGAAGUAAACAAAGAUGCGCUAUAUGGACUUACAAGUGAUCCUGCGUAUUUACUGACUCCUAAUGAUUUGGUGACGGAAAUGGAAAGUAUUUCGUCUACAGCUGCAGCAUUGACAAAGCCAGAUCCUUGUGAAUCCAAAUCUUGUGGCUUUUUUGCCAAAUGCCAUAGACGAUCAGACAACUCACCUGAAUGUAUCUGUCCCAUUUGCGACGCCGAUGAAAAAUUCUCGCCUGUUUGUGGAAGUGACGGUAGCACCUAUGCAAAUCAAUGUGAUCUGGAAAAAUCCUCUUGCGCUGGAAAGAGGCUCAUUCGUUUAACCAAGAAAGAGGCUUGCGGAAUGACAAAGCCGCUUGAUGUCGUAAUUUUCCUCGAUGGGUCAGAUCAUGUAAAGAAGUCAACAUUUGAUAAAAUGAAAGAUUUCACCAAAGGUGUUCUCCGAGCAUACGAUAUAGCAAAGAACAAAACCAGGGUUUCUAUCACCACGUUUGCCGAAACUCAAAAUAAAAUUGUCGACCUGAAAGAAGGAGCCUUUAAAUCUGUUGUUUAUCAAGCCAUUGAGGAUGCAGGAACAUUAGGAGGGAAAAGACAGUUGGUAGAUGCCGUUAAGUAUGCAGAAACUGGCAUUUUCGAGAAAAAUGAUAGAGGAAAGCUGGUUGUUUUACUAGUCAAUGGUUCUCCGUCUUCAAAAAACACACAAGAUCGCCUCGAAGCCCUGGUUCGUGGAAUGAAAGGAAGAGGAAUAAAUGUUGUUCUAGUUGCUGUUGGGGAAACAAAAAAUGACGAAGAACUACGCGGUAUCAGCAAGGAGGCAACAACAAUAUUGGUGCCAGACUCCAAAGAUAUCAGAUAUGCAUAUACAACUGUUCUAGAUGCAAGCGAAAAAGCUGCAGCCAAACCGCUCAAGCUAAAUGUUGGUUUUGUUAUUGGCGCAAAUGGUGAGAACGCGCCAAGAGCAUUUUUCACAGAGAAGGCUCUAAUUGAGAAGCUGGUACGUAAUUACAACGUCGCAAAGGCAGACGCCAUUUUUGGAGCAAUAACUUACAAUCGGGAUGCUGACGUAGAGUUUGCCUUUGGAGAGGUACCUGAUGCAGAGAAAGUGAUAACAAGGAUCAGAAACUUAAGAAGGACAAAGACUGGUAACAAUAUUCAAAGAGCUUUAGAGCUGGCAAGGGAUACUUUAUUUAGUCCUACCGGAGCUAUGAGGACAAAUAGCGGUAAAGUCUUGGUUUUGUUCACCGAUAAAAUCAGCAUGAAUGACAAAAGCGUUGUUGAUAUAGCCAAGCAGAUAAUAGAUUCUGGUGUGAAAAUGUUGGUGAUUGGAAUAAAACCAGGCGCCGAACAAGAAGCGUUGACAAGAUUGGCAGGUGACAAAGAAAAUGUUUUUGUAAUCGAAGAUUUGCUGAAGAAUACAGAUGUGCUGAUUCCGAAAGUGGCCAAAGCACUAUUCUCUGCCCAAGAUCCGUGCAAAGAUGUUUCUUGCGGAUAUUAUUCAAUGUGCCUAUCUAAAAAAGAUCGGUCAACUGAAUGCAUUUGUCCACCCUGCUUGGAAAACGAUGUUUAUUCUCCUGUUUGUGGUGACAACGGAAAGACGUUUGCAAACACAUGCGAGUUAAAGAAAGAUGCCUGUAAAAAGAUGCAGUCCAUCAAAGUGGCCAAAAUGGAAUCUUGUGGUGUCUCUAGUCCACUUGAUGUGGUAUUUGCCUUAGAUAGCUCAAGUGAUGUAGACAUGAGUACCUUCAAAAAAAUGAAAGAAUUUGCAAAAGGUUCUUUACAAGCCUAUAAUGUUUCUGUAAACCAAACACGCGUCGCAGUCAUGGUGUAUGGUGCACAGCCUAUCAGUCAGGUGAGCCUUAAUGACGGAAUACACAAGUCCGUAGUACAGCAGAGAAUUGACACGACAAAGCGUAUUGGAGGCGACAGAAAUAUCAUAAGAGCUUUGGCAUAUGCUCAAGAUGAAAUGUUUACAGAAGAUACAACCCUAGAGCCUGGGAAAAUCUUGAUACUGUUCGUGGCUGGACCAAGUAAAGUGACCGCCCAAGCAACCGAAAUCAAGUCGAUUGCUGAGAAAACGAGGCAAAGGGAUAUUGAAUUACUUGUAGUUUCGCUUGUUGGAGACAAAAAUUUGGGUGGUCUUGAAACUAUUUCCAAGAAGGAUAACCUUAUAAGCAUUCCAAACCCAGACAGAUUGAAAGAAGUCUUCAUGCCUGCUUUUGAAGCCAGCGGUAAAGCUGCAGCUAAACCUGUUGUUCUUGACCUUGGCUUUGUAUUUGGUACAAAUGGGGCAAAAGCAGUCGAAAACUUUAAUACAGAAAAGGAUCUUGCCAAGAAAAUUGUAGAAAAGUAUGAUGUUUCGAAAUCAGCAACUUUGGUAGGUGCCAUUACGUAUGAUGAUGACGCAGUUCUUGACUGGAAAAUUGGUGACGCAACUGACAAGAGAGCGACACUGGAUAGAAUCAGUCAAUUGCAAAGAAAGGGGAAUGGCAAAAAUGUGCUGAAAGCUCUUCAAAUUGCACGCAGCAAGCUGUUUUCUUCUGAAAAUGGAUCAAGAAGAAAUGUUCCAAAGACGUUGGUUGUUUUUGUUGACAAAAUAGAAGACAGCAGACAGUUGGAUAUUGUGUCUAAGGAACUGGAAGAUAAUAAUAUUAAUGUAAUUGUUAUCACUGUCGGUAAAGAAGUGCUGAAAGCAGACGUUUCUGGGAUCGCUAAACAGCCGAGCAAUGUGAUCAAUGCAGAUGACUUUGAUGACAAAAAGGGCGAGCUAGCGUCUUUGGUUGCUGCAAAGUCAGUUCCAGAUUCAUGCAGCAAGCAAGUUUGCGAGUAUCACAGUAAAUGCAUUACCAAAAGUGACCGAACUGCAGAAUGUGUUUGUCAAAUAUGCGAUCCAGAUGAGAGGUACAGUCCAGUUUGCAGUGAAGAUGGAGAAACCUAUGCAAGUCAAUGUGAGCUGGAAAGAACAUCUUGUAAAAGAAGAGUGAAUAUCAGAGUAGCAAAGAAGGAAGCUUGCGGAAUAUCUGAGCGUGUGGAUCUCAUUUUCGCAAUGGAUGGUUCUGCCACUGUCAAAAUACCGGAUUUUAGAAAAAUGAAAGAUUUUGUAAGAGGAACCUUGUCUGCCUAUAAUAUCUCAGCCGAGAGAACUAGAGUAUCAUUGGUCACAUUUGGCGAUAAAGCAGUUACACAAUUAUAUCUAAAGGAUGGUAUUGAUAAAGCUGUUGUUGAAAAGUUCAUUGGAAAUUUAACGAAAAUUGGUGGACAGAGAAAUGUAAUAGAUGCAUUGAAAUACGUAUCAAGGAAUACGCUAGCUGGAAAAGUAGAUCAUGGUAGACUUCUUGUUUUGGUGACAACUGGGCCAGAGUCCAAGUCCAUUAAUACUGAUGAAAGAAAAAUGAUACUUGAUGAACUGAAGGAAAAUGAUAUAACAAUUCUUGUAAUUGGUAUAGGAGACGAAGCUAGUGGACGAGAGAUAAACGAAAUUGCUGGUGACGAUAAUACAGUUGUAGUUAGAGAUGUAGAUCAACUGCAAACUACUGUACCGAAGAUCGUUAGCAAAUCUGGUGAAGUUUCAGCAAAAGCAGAGCCGCAUGAUCUUGGCUUCAUUGUUGGUGCCAGCGGUGAGAAGGCUGACUCUGUGUUCAAUGACCAAAAGCAAAUCAGUAAGAAAAUGGUUGAGAAAUAUGACAUUUCAAAAUCGUCAACAUUGACUGCUGCUAUAAUAUACGAUGAUAAAGCAAAAAUGGUCUGGAAACUUGGAGAUGCCUUAGAUACGAAAUCAACACUGCAAAGGAUCCAACAACUUCAACGACAAGCAGAUGGUAGCAAUGUAUUACGAGCCCUUGAAAUUGCUCGCGAUGAAAUGUUUUCAGAAAACAAUGGUGGAAGACGGGCAUCGUCAAAGACUAUAGUCCUAUUUGUUGAUAAAUCAUUCAAGGUCAAUAAAGAUUAUGAUAUCGUAACUAGAGAUUUGAAGAGUCUUGGCGUCAAACUCGUGGUAGUUGCUAUUGGUCCAGAGGUUGACAGAGCUGCCACCUCUAAGGUAGCAAGUGGACCUGAUGAUGUAAUCUAUAUGGAUGAAUCGUCUACAUCAGCUGAUGGUGUUGUAUCGAAAGCUGUUGAGCAGACCCUUUCAGAUCCUUGUACGAGAAGAGUCUGUGAGUUUUACAGCAAAUGCUUGAGAAAACCUGAUAGAACUGCAGAAUGUGUCUGUCCGGUUUGCAGCAAGGCAGAAAGUAACAGCCCUGUCUGUGGUGAUGAUGGAAAAACCUAUGUUAGCCAGUGUGAAUUAGAAAGAAUUGCAUGUCUGGAGAAGAGAUCGCUGAAAACAGUCAAAAAAGAAGCUUGCGGUAUAUCGGAUAAACUUGAUUCAAUAUUUGUCUUGGACAGUUCUAGCAAUGUUAACAGAACAAUCUUUGCAAGAAUGAAGAGAUUUGUUAGUGAUGCCCUUAAAGCAUAUGAAAUUUCACCAAAUCGCACACGAGUUGGUUUGAUAACAUUCGGAGAGACUCCCGUAAGUAACCUUGAGUUGGUUGAUGGUGUUAAUCCAACAGUGGUGAAUCAGGUAUUACACGAUGCACAGCUAGUAGGUGGUGAGCAGAAUUUACCAGAGGCUAUCAGAUUAGCUCAUUCAAAGAUUGCACCUGACACAAAAGAUGAUUCUCGAGGUAGGAUGUGCAUACUUCUACUUGGCAGCCAUUUGCCUUCAAAUGCACUUGCCACAGAGACCAAAAUGGCGCUUGAACGGAUGAAAAACAAAGGCAUCACAGUUCUAGUAAUCGCACUGGGUGAUGACGUAACUCCAAAUGAGCUGAAGAGUAUUGCAAAGGAAGAUGAAGUGAUAAAGGUUGCUGAUGAAGAGGAUGCGAAAAAUGCAUUGGCAAAGUUAAUAGAUCAAAGCGAAAAAAUAUCUGCAAAACCAUUGAGACUGGACCUUGGCUUAGUGUUUGGCUCUAGUGAUCCUUCAGGAGCAACCUUCGAAGCGGAGAAGAAUUUGGCAGUCAGGAUUAUUGAGAAAUACCAAAUUUCCAAGGAUGCCACGCUAGUUGGAGCAAUUCUGUACGGAAAAGAUGCAAGUGUUGCUUGGUACAUAGGAGAUGCACUUGAUGAUAUAAAUACAAAGUAUCGAAUCAAGAGAUUGAGUUCGGUUAGUCCAGGAAAUAAUGUUCUGCAUGCGCUCGAACUAGCACGUGAUCAACUUUUCUCAGGAAACAAAGGAGGAAGAAGUGGUUUCCCCAAGACGCUUAUAGUUUUUCUCGACGGAGAGGAGAAAGUGGAGAGCAAGCUUUUGAAGAUCUCUGAUGAACUAAAAAUGAUGGGAGUUAAAGUGAUUGUCAUUGAAAUGAGACCUGUUGCAGACAGGCAGCCACCUUUGGGAAUUGCAAGUGAUGCCAAGAGUAUAGUUUCGGUCAAAAAUGUAUCAAAAGGACUGGAUGACGUAGCGUCAAAAGUUUCUAAACUCUCGACACCAGAUCCAUGUGCAAAGAAACAAUGCGAAUUCUUUGGAAUAUGUGUCAGCAAGAAUGAUGGAACGGCAGAAUGUGUGUGUCCCUUGUGUGACAAAGAUAAUUUUAAACCAAUCUGUGGUGAUGAUGGAAUGACUCAUGCGAAUAUGUGCUAUCUUAAAAGGAAGGCCUGUAUGAGCAUGAAAAUGAUAAAAGCAACGAGAAAUGAAGCUUGCGGUGUUGCUGGAAACCUUGAUAUUGUGUAUGCAAUCGAUGGAUCGCAGACAGUUAGCUCGGAGACUUUUAUGGCUAUGAAGAAUUUUGUCAAUGCGGCACUGAGUGCUAAUGAGAUAUCUCCUGAGAAAACACAUGUUGGCCUUCUUGUUUACGGAGGGUCUGCGCCAAAGUUAGAUUUGUUACUCAAUAAAGGAACAUCAGCUGAUAUCGUAAAGCAAACUCUGUCAGAAAUGGCGAGAAGAGGUGGAAAAAGAGAAAUGGAUAAGGCAUUGCUAGCAGUAAAAGAUGAGUUCUUGAGCAGUAGUAAACGUAAAGAUGUUGGAAAGUUGGCUGUUUUGUUGACAAAUGGCAAUGACGAGAGUGACAGCAAACAGGAUGUUGAAAAGGCAAAUGCAAUGCUUAAGAAAGAGAAUGUUAAGCUUGUCGUUAUAAACAUUGGAAAACCAGUCGAGAAGAAAGACUUACCAGGCAUUGAUGAGCUGAAAAACGUUGAGACUGCAAACGACUUGCCUAAUACAGUUGGUUAUAUUGAGCAAGCAAUGGCACGCUCAAUAGCCAAGCCGAUGGUGCUUGAUCUUGCUAUUUUGUUUGGUUCUUCUGGGAAGAAUUCGUCAAUGAUAUUUAAAGCACAGCAAAACUUUGUUACUAACCUGGUGGAUACACUUGACGUUUCUCCAGAUUCUACUCUUAUUGGAGCUGGAUCCUACGGACCUAGUCCAAAGGUCGAAUGGAAUAUUGGUAGCCACAACGACAAACGUUCCACUGUCAAUGCUGUACGAUUGCUCAAAAAUGCUGGUUUUAAUGGCGAUAUCACAAAUGCUUUGAGAAUGGUUAAUGAUUCAAUUUUGAGCUUAAGCAACGGUGCACGUGCAGACGCUCCAAAAUCUAUCUUGAUAUUUGUGGAUAAGAACCCAAUAUCGCACAAGAAUGAGCUGGCUGAUUUGGUGCAAUCGUUUAGAGAGCGCCAGAUCAAACUCAUUGUUGUUGGCAUUGCCAGAGAUGAAGACAGAGAUGAUUUAGAGUCUGUUUCUUACGAUAAGCAAGCCGUUUUCUUUCCACCGAAUCUAGAAGAGUUAGAGAAGCUUGUGCAACCAGUUACCUUGGCUAUCCGACCAGAUCCAUGCUGGAAGAAGGAGUGCAAGUUUGGUAGUGUCUGCUCUGCAACGACAGAUGGACACGCAAAAUGCGUCUGCGAAACAUGUAGUGAGAAAUAUUCCCCAGUAUGUGGAUCAAAUGGAAUGUCUUAUGCAAGUGGAUGUUAUUUGAAAGCAGAUGCAUGCAAACGGAGAACAGACAUCUUUGUUACAAAAUAUCAAUCUUGCGGUUUGGAUGAUGCAAUGGAUGUAGUGUAUUUGGUUGAUGGUUCCAGUCACGUGGAUUCUCCAACGUUCGAAAGGAUAAAGAAACUGGUCAAAUCAUCUUUUGGUUAUUACAACAUAUCAAAACAGAAUUCGCGCAUAGGUCUGGCCCAGUUUGGUGAUGAUACGCAAGUCAUUCUUCACCCAAGCGAAGGAACAAGCAAGGCCAUCGUCGAAAGUUUCAUAAAGUUUUUCAAAAGGCCAGGUGGUUCUAGAAGAAUUGACAAGGCGCUGCGUGCUGUCCGAAAAGAAAUUUUCGAGAAAAGUGAUAGGAGUCAAAAGAAAGUGCUUAUUCUUGUGACUACAGGCAUGAAUGCAGAGGAAGGAGCUGAUAUGUUGUCUUCUGAAGCUGAUUUAUUGAAAAAGCAAGGCGUAGAUACUGUUGUGUUGUCAGUAGGGCAGCUAAGAAACGAAGAAGAAUUGAACGCAAUCGCGAAAAAAACGGAAAAUGUUGUCAAAGUUGACAAACCAGAAAGACUGCCGGAAUCUUAUGGAAUUCUUGAGAGGAAGAUCAAUAAUGCAGGGACUUUGCCUGUGCAAGUGGAUAUUGCAUUUAUUAUGGGUAGCUCUGGAAAUGAAGCAAAUGAAAUUGUACGAAAGCAAAAAACAAUUGUGAAGCACAUGCUGAAAUCAUACGAAGUGGCUCCAGGGAAAACUCAUGUUGGGGUAAUCAGUAAGGCAAAACCGGCUGCUAUAAAGCUGAAAAUUGGCCAAAUUCAGAAUCAAGCCAAGUUGUACAGGUCCAUCGAAGAUAUGCAGUUAUCUGGCCCAACUGAAGAGCUCUUGAAGGCUCUGCAGAUUGCAAGUGAUAGUAUAUUUGCCGCUUCUAAUGGAGGAAGACCAGGAUACAAAAACAGUCUUGUUGUUUUUGUCGAAAAGGAUAUCGAUCCAGACAAUGGUGCUUUCAAGGCAGUACAAGAAAAGCUCAAAGCUCUCGGAGUUAACAUCAUUGUAAUUGAUGUGACAUCAAAGGUUGAUCCAAAGAAGCUCAAUCAGCUUGUACCAAUGCACAAUGUGUUCUUCUUCCCACCACUACUUGAUGAACUAGAUAUGUCAAUGUAUCCGCUUGUGAAAACAAUGCAGCCAGACUCAUGCGAGAAAGUUAAGUGUUCAGAGAAGGAAGUAUGCCAAGCAAGAAGUGCAGAAAACGCAGUUUGCACGUGUCUACCAUGUAGGCCAAAAUACGACUUGGUUUGUGGCACAGAUGGAAGAACAUAUGCGAGUGCCUGUCACCUGAAGCGAUAUACAUGCUUGGAGAAGACUCCAAUAAAAUUGGAAUCCACAAAGCCCUGUGACGUAUCUGGAGCAAGCGAUAUCGUAUUUGCAAUUGAUACUUCACUGCCGCAAGAAGUUCUUAGCGACAUAAAGAACUUCGUGAACGAAGCUGUCAAACUUCUCAGUGAUGACACAUCGACAGCGAGAAUAGGCUUGGUCCAAUACAAUGAGAAACCAUCUGUUAAAAUCCAGUUCUCAGAAUCAAGCAAAUCUCUCUUGGAUCUUGCUCUAAGCUCCUUGAAGUCAACAAGAAAAUUGUCAAAGCCUGUCGUAGCGAUUGAUUUUAUCCGUGAAACAUACUUUGAUCCAUCAAAGAUUAGAAAUGGAGCAAAGAGAUCGGCAGUGAUAAUUAUGAACGGAGAGACCAAUGGAAAAGAUUUGGCGAAUAUUGAACAAUCGUUGAAGCUGUUGAAUGAUUCAGACAUAAGCUACAUUCUGGUCAUGAUAGGCAGUACCAAAAGCACUGGAGCUUUGGUUGAGGAAAAAGGAAAGGCAUUCGGCAAAGUGGUUCUAUUUGAUAGUCGCAAUCAGCUACCCGAAGCUAUUCCAGAUGUCAGUGAAUUGUCAAGGGAAAAACUAGCAGCAGAAAAGCCAGUGAUGGAUCUCGCAAUAUUGACUGGUACAUCACCUGCAGUUGACGCAGACUCCAAGUUUGAGGCUCAAAAAACGCUUAUAGAAGAGGUUCUUAGACAGUAUGAUUUAUCAAGAGACAAAACUUUGGUCUCGUUCAUUUCACGUGACACACAACCAGUUCUAUUGUCAAAACUAGGGGAUAUCACUGAUCAGAACACAGCAAUUAACUUUGUAAAUACGAUGAAAAAUCCAAAGAAAUCGGGAGACCUAGAUGAUUACUUAUCUUUCAUUAAAGAAACAGUCUUCUCUCCGAAGCAAGGAGCAAGGGAAAAUGUUCCCAAGUCAAUCUUGAUUUUUGAGGAUAGCAAGAGAAUUGGAGACAAAGCAGAUGAAGUAUCACAAAGUCUUAAAGAUAAAAAAAUGAAAUUAGUUAUCGUUGGAUUGGGAAAUGAUAUUGAUAAAAGCGGUCUUGAAAAGCUUGCUGACAAGGAGACCAUUUUCUUUCCACCUGCUUUGGAAUCAAUCGAAGCAGUAGGAAAGCCAGUGGCAAGUGCAUUAAGACCAGAUUUGUGUUGGAACACAACUUGUCACUACAAUGCUCGUUGCAUGGUAAAGGAAAACAAAGCCAAAUGCAUAUGUCCUGUUUGCAAUAAGAAUGAUGUAUCAAAGCCUGUAUGCGGAUCUGAUGGAAUUACGUAUGCCAGUCACUGUCUAUUGAAAGCUGCAGCUUGCAGGAUACUGAGAGAAAUAACUGUUGCGAAAGAAGAAGCUUGUGGAAUAACUGGUAAAAUUGAUGUCGUCUAUGCGGUUGAUGGAUCGCGGAGAGUUGAUGCAAGCAUGUACGAGCAGAUGAAGAACUUUGUAAAGUCAUCCUUGAGAAGUUUCAAUAUCUCAGAAUCAGGUACACAUGUUGCAGUGGUUCCGUAUGGUAGCAGAGCUGAGAUUAAAGCCAACUUAAAAGAUGGUACUAAUCUUGCAAGGUUGGAUGAUAUCGUUGGUCAGCUGUCAAGAAUAGGCGGACCAAGAAGAAUGAAUAAAGCAUUGAGACUUGUCAACUCUGAUGUAUAUGGGAAGACGGACCAGAGCAGAGUUGAUGCGAAAAAAGUGUUAGUGCUUUUAACAACAGGAAAGAAUAGUGGUGAUGGAUCAGGUGAAUUACCAAGAGUAGCUCGUGAACUGAGGGACCAAGGUGUCGAAAUUGUUGUUGUGGUUAUUGGAAAAGAAACUGAUCCUGCUGAAAUAUUGGCGAUUGCUGGAAAAGGUGGGAACGCUGUUCAAGUGAGCGGUGCUGGUAACCUUGACGCAGCAGUUGGAGCGCUAGAAGGCACGAUUAAAGAUACUGGAGCCAAGAAACCUGAACUUGACCUUGGUUUUAUUGUCGGGGCAAGUGGCCAGGAAGGACAAGCAUUGUUGAGAAAACAGCAGCAGAUAAUCAGAAAAAUGCUUACUUCAUACGAUGUUGCUCCUGGUAAAACUCAAGUCGGAUUGAUACAGAAAGGAACAACACCAAGGUUGAUUGUCAAAAUUGGUGAUGCGGCAGACUCAAACAGGCUACUAUCUGUAAUUGACAGUCUAGAAACAAAUGAUGAUGGACGGCUCCUAGAUGCAUUGAAAUUGGCUAAUGAUGAAUUGUUCAACGCUCGGAAUGGUGCUAGGCCAGGAUACAAGAGAAGCUUGGUGGUGUUUGUAAACGAAAAGAUUGACGCAGACACAAAAGCAUUGGAAGAUAUCGGGAGAAAGUUAAAAGACAAUGGUAUUAAUGUUAUUGUCGUUGGAUUGAAUGAAGAAGCUGAUAAAGAGAAGAUGAUGGCAGUAGCACCUUUAAAUGAUGUGUUCUUUUUCCCGCCAUUGCUGGAUGAGCUUGAUAUGGUCUUGUAUCCCAUCGUGAGGACGACAUAUCCAGAUCCGUGCCAAAACACCAAAUGCAAAGACCACAAGAUCUGCUUGCGGACCUCUAUCAAUAGUUUUGAAUGUAUUUGCCCUCGAUGCCGCCCAGAGUACAAUUUUGUCUGUGCUGAUGACGGUCGAACAUACGCCAGUGAAUGUCAUAUGCAAAGAUAUGCGUGCCAGGAGACUGUGACGCUUUCAAAGUCAUCUAAUGGAGCAUGCACUAUCGCUGGCAUUCAAGACAUGGUGUUUGCUGUAGAUAGCUCUUCUCCAGAUAGCGUACUAAGACAAAUGAAGCUGUUUGUAAAAGAAUCAUCAAGGCCAUUCGAUUUUUCGAGUGGAGCAUCUCGCAUUGCCCUUAUUGAAUACAAUUCAGAGGUCAAGCAACGCCUAGGCCUUUCGUCUAUCACACAGUCAAAGUUUUCAUCAGAACUGGACAAUAUUCGAGCACAAGCAAGUAGCAGUGACUUGAAGAAGGUGAUCCAGCAUAUUCAGGAUAACGUGUUUCCACGUUCGUCACCAAGUCGCCCUGGAGCAAUUAGGAUAGUUGUUUUGCUCAUGAACGGUGAUUUGCCAGCAAGUGACAUCAAGCCACUUGAGGAACGGCUCAAAGCAAUGAAGGCAGCUGGUAUUCGUUACGUUAUUGUUAAUGUAGGUAGCACAACAAGUAAUGGCAGAUUAUUAAAAGAUCUUGGCAACAGAUUUGGUGAAGUUAUGUUAAUAAAAGAAGCCGAAAAUGUUCCAGAAGCCACACCAGUGGUACUGAAAUCAGCAGCUGCCGUUAAAGUCGAUGGCGGAUAUGGACCAUGGAGUGCCUUUACUACUUGCUCGAAGAGUUGCGGUUUAGGAGUAAAAAGGCGAACAAGACUUUGCAACAACCCAACACCUGCAUUUGAUGGAAAAGAUUGCAGCCAAUUUGGUGCUCCAGAAGAGAUCGCAGCUUGCAGAAUCAAGCAAUGUCCAAUAGACGGUGGCUACGGUGAGUGGAGUAACUACAGCCCCUGCAGCAAAUCAUGCGGAGGAGGUGUGAAGAAAAGGGUUCGUGCAUGUGAUCAACCUGUGCCUGCGUUUGAUGGAAAAGACUGUUCUGAACUUGGCCCAGCCAGCGAAACUAUUUCCUGCAAUGAACAAAAAUGUCCAGUUGAUGGUGGAUACGGGGCAUGGGGUAACUAUUCUCCUUGCUCAAAGACCUGCGGAGAAGGUAAAAAGGUAAGAAGGCGACAGUGUGAUACCCCGAAACCAGAAUUUGGUGGGCAGAACUGCACUAAGCUUGGACCAGCGGACGAAACUGUUACCUGUAAUCUGAGACCUUGCCCAGUUGAUGGUGGUUAUGGUGCGUGGAGCAGCUAUACUCCCUGUAGCAAAUCAUGCGGAGGAGGUGUGAAGACAAGGGCUCGUGCAUGUGAUAAACCUGAGCCAGCGUUUGGUGGAAAGAACUGCUCUGAACUUGGCUCAGCCAGCGAGAUUAUUCCUUGCAACGAUCAGAAAUGUCCAGAAAAAGUUGAUAUUGCUAUACUGCUUGGCUCAUCAGAACCAGAUUUAGAGUCAAAGUUCAAUGCCCAGAAAUCCUUCACAAGGUCAUUGAUUAAGAAAUUAAUCAUUUCAAGACAAGGAGUUCUGCCAGCGUUUGUCUCUUACGGCCCUGAACCAGUCAUCAGAUCGAAAAUUGGAGAGCUAGCAGAACAGCAAGCUGUUCUAAGAUUUAUUGACAGGAUUCCAAAUGCAAAACAAAGCAGCAAUAUUUCUAGUGCUCUUGGGGUCAUUGAUCGCAUCGUGUUCUCAAACCAGCAAGGCGCGAGACCGAAUGUUCCAAAGUCCAUUUUGGUAUUUGUCGACAAAAAGAAUAUUGGCAACGAAAGAGUGCUCACAGGGCUGGCUAAAAAGUUUAAGGAUAAAGGAACAAAGUUGGUGGUCGUAGGACUAGGUGACGACGUGGAUAAAGAUGCAUUGAGACCUUUGGUCCACAACAAUGGAGCCAUUUUCUUCCCUCCAACAUUAGCAGAGCUUGACAGAGUCAUCCAGCCUGCUGUAGCUGCAUUGAAUCCUGAAAUUUGCUGGAAUACCAAGUGUGAGUUCCAUUCACAAUGCAAAGAGAAGAACGGGAAACCUACUUGUUUGUGUCCUGUUUGUAAUGAGACUGAAUAUGCACCAAUAUGUGGAACUGACGGUAUGACAUAUGCAAAUGACUGCUACUUGAAGCAAGCAUCUUGCAGAAUAAAAAGACCCAUCAAUAUUGCCAAACAUGACGCUUGUGGAAUCGAUGAAAAGAUGGAUGUAGUUUUCGCAGUUGACAGCUCAAGAAGAGUGGAUGAGAGGAUGUUUGUUAAAAUGAAGAAGAUGGUGAAAGCUUCCCUUAGAAGCUACAAGAUCGCGCCAACUGAAACCCGAGUAGCAAUAGUAACUUUUGGUUCCAAGCCAGAAAUUAAGGUCAAUUUGAUUAAUGGAGUUGAUCGUGGUGCUGUUGAAAAAUCAGUAGACCAGAUUGUAGCUAUUGGAGGCCCUAGAAGAAUGAAUAAAGCAAUGCGCACUAUUAGAACAGACAUUUUUGAGAAAGAAGAAAAUAAACGAGGAAAAUCAAAGAAAAUGCUGAUUUUGUUGACAACUGGGAAGAAUAGCGGCGAUGGCUCUGGUGAGCUGCCAAGCGUAGCACGUGAAUUACGAGCUGGUGGAGUAGAGGUGAUAGCGUUGGUCAUAGGAAAAGAGAAAGAUGCUCGAGAAAUCGAGAUAAUCACUGGCAAGAAAGAUAAUGCAGUAUAUGUUGAUGAUAUCAGCAUGCUGCCUAAAGCCAUUGGUGCUGUGGAGGCGAAGACGAGGGAGGCUGGUGCUGUAAAACCAAGCCUUGAUCUAGCCUUCAUCCUUGGAGCAAGUGGAGUAAACAGUAUUGGAAGUUUUAGAAAACAAAAAGAUAUUGCGAAACAUCUUCUUUCCUCAUACGAUACUUCGCCUGGUAAUACACAAGUGAGCGUUGUUAUCAACACACUUCCGACUACAGCAGAUAUCAAAUUUGGACAGUUCCAUGGAGCAAAUCUCUUAGCAGCAAUAGAAAAGCUGCCUAACACUAAAACUGAAAGUUUGUCAGACGCAUUGCAUUUCGCAAAUGAUGAUUUAUUCACACCGAGAAAUGGAGCAAGACCUGGGUUCAAAAAGAGCCUUGUUGUUUUUGUUAAUGACGAUAUUAAAGAUGAUGGCGACGGAUUGUUGACAAUUACGAAAAAUAUCAAGGCCAACGGAAUCAAUUUGAUUAUUAUCAACAUGGAUCCAGAAGCCAAUAAAGACAAGAUGCAAGCUAUUUCUGGGUUGAAUAACGUCUUCUUUUUCCCACCAUUGCUAGAGGAGCUAGAUUUAGCUUUGUAUCCAAUCAUUCGGGCAAUAUACCCAGACCCAUGCCAGUCAGUUAAAUGUAAGGGAUACAAGGUUUGCGCUAGAAGAUCUUUCCAAACUCACGAAUGUGUCUGCCCAUCAUGCAGUACAAGGUAUAGCUUAGUUUGCGGUAGUGAUGAGACAACCUAUGCAAGUGAGUGCCAUAUGCGAAAGCAUGCUUGCAGGACACAAAAAGUCAUCAAUGUAAAGAAAGAUGGACCUUGUGAUACCACUGGUCUUUUGGAUGUUAUAUACAGCGUAGAUGCAACGUCUUCAAAUGAUGAUCUACACGAAAUGAAAAAGCUUGUUGAUAAUGCAGUUAAACCUCUUAAUGUUGAUAACGGAGAAGCAAGAGUAGGUCUUGUCAGCUUUGCAAAUGUUCCAACCAUGCUUGAUGAUUUCACCAAAAACGAUAAAUCUAGGCUAUCUCUAGCGUUGGAUUUUAUAGAGCAGGCCCCAACUACAAGUAGUACUACUGGAGCUCUAGCGUUUGUGAAAGAAAAGUUCUUUAACCCCACUAUCGCAAGAGCGCAAGCAAAGAAGCUGAUUAUUAUGUUUGUCAAUGGAAAUAAACAAGUUCCUGAUACAUCAAGACUGGAACCAAUGCUGAAGUCAUUUAAUUCAUCAAACAUCGGAUAUAUUCUCAUAAGCAAUGACAGAGCAGGCAUUUACACUGUUGCACUGAGACGAGUAGCUGAAAAGUAUGGAACAGUGAUUCGAACUGUGUCAAACAGAGAACUACCUGACGCCCUGCCUGCGAUAAUCGAAGCUGGCGAAAAAGAAAAGGAUCCUUGCGAAGGUGUGUCCUGUGAUUUCUUUGCAUCAUGUGUCAAUGGAAAAUGUCUAUGUCCAACUUGUGCCGAACACCAGAGAUAUGAUCCUGUAUGUGACACUGAUGGACUGUCCCAUGCUAAUGAAUGUUACCUGAAAAAGGCAUCGUGUGAGCAAAAGAAAGUAUUCACAAUAUCUCAGAGAAGGGUUUGCGGUGUCUUGGAUAAAAUGGAUCUUGUCUUCGCAAUUGACACAUCUUCCAGGUUUAAUCGAACGGAGGUAACAAAAAUUAAAGAGCUUGUUGCAGCAUCGAUUAAAAGCUACCAAAUUACACAGCAGCUUGCUCACAUUGGUUUGGUGAGCUUUGGCAGUAUUGCUACUUUGGCACUGCCCUUACGAAAUGGUGUUCAACGUCGUAGUGUGAGGACAGCCCUGGCAUCGCUCUCUGAAAUCAGAGGACAAACGUCUCUCAGUGUUUUGGCGCAAAUGUUAGAGAGAACAGCUUUCAGUUCAGCAUACGGUGCGCGGGCGUCAGCGCCAAAAGUUGUUGUCAUUAUAACGGAUGGAAAAUCAGGCGUCUCUGAUGAAGCACAGUUCCCCGUUUAUGCAGCUUUGCUCAACAGAGCUGGUAUUAAGAUAGUUAUCGUUGAUAUUGGUGGGAAUGCCAAGACAAGUCCACUGAGUAGAAUCCCUGAAAAUCCAACUAACUAUAUACCAGUUUCUAAUGUCAAUCAGCUACCGGAAAUAUAUGGACUUUUAGAGAGACGAGUAGCUGUUAUUACAGCAAAACCAGAACCACUUGAUCUCGGUUUCGUGGUUGGAGCCACUGGUCCAGAGGCAUCAAGUAUUUUCCAAGCUCAGAUUGGUUUCCUAAAAUCACUUCUGUCAUCAUAUUCUGUGUCAAAGUUACAGACGCAAGUUGGCGUUAUAACGUACGGUAGAAAAGCCGAAUUGACAUUCUCUCUCAACAAAUAUGACAGCAAAUCAGACCUAAGAACCGCACUGGAGAAACUUAGAAACCCUGGAGACGGCACCAAUAUUGGGGAGGCAUUGCAACUAGCCAGGACAGUGCUCUUUUCUGAAGAGAAUGGCGCCCGUCGUGGGGUUCAAAAAACACUUGUGAUAUUUCUAAAUGCAAAGAUCGAUGAGAAUAAUCAAGAUUUUAGGACAGAGCUACAAGCCUUGAAGAGUGCAGGAAUUCGUGUGGUGGUCAUUGGAAUCGGUUCAAAUGUUGAUAAAAAACAGGCCAGAGAGAUAGCAUCAGCAAAUGCUGUGUUCUUUCCUCCUAUGUUAGAAGAAAUGGAUCUAUACCUAUAUUCUGUUUACAUAGCAACUCUUAAAGAUAUUUGCGCUGGCAGAAAAUGUCAUCGUCACAAAGUGUGUGUUGAGUUGCCGGACAGACGUGCUGGUUGCUACUGUCCGAGCUGCCAAGAUGUUUAUAAACCUGUUUGUGCAAGUGAUGGAAAGACGUACGCCAGUGAAUGCUGGAUGACUUACAAGGCCUGUUCAUACGAUCUAGAACUGACAAAAUCGUCUUCAAAGCCUUGUGCUGUUGCCUCAUAUGCUGAUGUCGUGUUUGCUGUUGAUGGUUUAAUCAAACGCCACGAACUGAUUAAAAUAUCGGAGUUGAUUCUGGGGGCUCUGCAACAAUAUAAUCUUUCACCUACAAAUACCAGAGUGGCAUUGGUACAAUAUGGAAGCAGAAUAGAUGUAUUGCAUUCACUCGGAAACCCAGAUUUGACUGCUAUUCGAAACAAAGUCUAUAGUUUUUCCAAUCAAAAGGGACAACGUAAUAUACCAAACGCUCUGAGCCAAAUAGAUUCAAAUAUCUUCCAACAAGCUGUGCGUUCAGGAUCUAAAAAGGUCGUUUUCAUGUUUAUCGCUGGGCCUAGUAGUGAAGUGAAUAAACAAGAGGUGGACGCUGUAGCAAAGAGACUCAUGGCAAAGAACAUUCAAGUUAUUUUUGCUUACAUUGGUGACCACGACAGCAGCAUGUUGCAGCCUUUGGUCAGACAAAAGGAAGAUAUUAUGCACGUGUAUCCAUCCUUUGAGAUUCCUUUCGUCAUUGAUCCUGUCCUUAGAAUGAGUGGUGUAAGACAGGACGAGAAAAAGCCAUGUGAGCCAUCGUUGCACUACAGCUUUGCAAACAUAUCAAGGAAUAUAUUUGUCAGCGAUGACUCAGGCCAUGAAAACAGUGGAUCGAUACAAGAUGAAGCCUCCUUCCUAGCCAACAUUGGGUAUUGCAUGUCAAGUGCGCAGCUGAAGAAUGGCAUAAUAAACAUCAAUGGCGCUAACUUUAGGCCAAAACCAAGCACUGCAGUGACAAUCGCCGCGUGGGUCAAAUUGGAUAGAAUAGGCCCAACUCAUGAGCUCUUUGUCACUAUAGACCCUGGAUGGACAUCACAAAGGCUAAAGACGAUUUAUAAUUUCGAGAUAAACGGCGAUGGCUCUGUUCAAUUUACACACAGGGGUGUUUUUGGCAAAAGAAGUGCACCCGCUGUAAGAGCAAACGUCUGGACCCACGUGGCUGGAACGUUUGACUCUGCUACUCAUGAAGUUAACAUUUAUGUAAACGGCACGAGAUUAACACGAUUCAUGAGGUUCGAUCCAACACAAGACAAUCUUCUAAGCAACGAUUGGAGUGAGCUUGCCGUGAUUGGGCGACUUGACUAUGGCACCGCAAGCUCUACAAGAAAGCUAGAGGGACUCAUUGAUGAGUUCUACAUCUACCCAUGUGCCUUGUCAGCGAAGCAAAUUGUGGAGCUCAAAGAUAGAAAAUGCGACGAAAGACCAAGAGACGCCUGUGCUAAGAAGGUUUGUAGUUACUAUGCCACGUGCAAAGUAGAACCAGAUGGAAUUUCAACGAAAUGUGUAUGUCCUGAGAAAUGUGGAACUGUUAACGAUCCAGUCUGUGGAGACAAUGGUGAAACUUAUAAAAGCGAAUGUGAAUUAAAAAUGGCCUCCUGCAGAACGAAGCAGCCUAUUGCUAUUGCCUCGAAGGGAGAAUGUGAAUACAACGCUCACUUUGGUGGAUCAUCUCAUCUGCUGUUUAGCAUAACUGGUGUGAACGUUAAAUCAAAAUUUGAUAUUAGCUUGAAACCUGAAUAUGGAAAUGGCAUUCUCUUUUACAUCGGUGCACGAAACGAUGGAAGAGGCGAUUUUGCUUCUUUGGCUCUUGUGGAUGGAUUUGUGGAAUUCAGAUACGACCUUGGACAAGGACCAGCUCGUAUCCGUUCUAAAGAAAAGUUGUCACUGCAUAAAUGGCAUAACAUUGUUGCUUCAAGAAUCGGUUUUAGAGGAGAACUCAAGAUUGACAGCCUUGCAUCAAUCAAAGGACAGCCUACACGUGCAGGAUUGACUCAGUUGAAUGUCAACAGAAACUUGUAUUUUGGUUCGGUGCCAAGCAUUUCAAAAGGGCAAAAAGAAAACGCUGGAACUGACAUUGGCUAUCGGGGAUGCAUCCGGAAAUUGAGCUUAAAUGGAAAGGACCUGAGUCUGAAGUACCCUGGACCAGAUGUGAAGGAGCAAAACAAUGUUUCACCAAAUUGUGGGAAAAGUCCAUGUUCCUCUGUUCCAUGUCUCAACGGUGCUGCGUGCAUUGUCACUAGUGCCAAUACAUACAGAUGUCAAUGCCAGCUUGGGUUCAAAGGGACUAAAUGUGACGACAGAGUAUACACACUACCGCCACCUCCUGCGUAUUUCAAUGGGAAGACUUCGUACGUCAGCUACCAACAAUUGAAAGAUAAUAAGCGUUCAAUGAAAUUCGCAAUGGAGUUCAGAGCAGAGAAAGAAAGCGGCAUGUUAAUAUACAGCCAAGGACCAAAGGGUGUAAGAGACUUCUUCAUGGCUGCACUGGAAAAUAGGCACAUUGUCGUAAGCUACGAUUUGGGUGAUGGGAAUAUAACGACGAAAAGCGAACUUCGUAUCAGAAUGAACAGCUGGGUAUUUCUUAAUGUGACAAGAGACAACAAAAUUGUUCAAGUCUUGAUAAACGGUCGAAGAGUAUCCAGGGCAGUUUCGCCUGGCCAAAAGACUAUCUCAAAUUUGCAUACGGUCAUGCUUAUUGGUAAAGCAGAAAACCUUAUUAAAGGAAAGAGGCAUCCUGUCCAAGUUCACAGCCCAUUUAAAGGAUGCGUCAAGCUUGUAGUUGUUGAUGACGAGCGACUCAGUUUGCGCAAAAACGAUAAAUAUUCCAUCAAAAUCAACGAUAUUACACGAUGUGCAGGUUGUUAUCAGCGAUCAAACAUCCUCUUCCUGUUGGAUAAUUCAAAGAAUAUUGGAUACGAUGGUUUUGAAAAAUCAAAGAACUUUAUCACUGCCAUUGCUGGAUACUUCAGUCCUGAGUCAACAAGUAUUGGUUUGAUGGAAUUUUCUGGGCAAGCCAAAGCAACGAUACCUUUUCAAGCCAAUCGCAAAAUCGAAGAGCUCAAGUCACUUGUGAGCAACAUUAAAUUUGAAAACGGGCAAGGACAUUCGAUUCUAAAUGCUUAUGACAACGUGGUGACAUAUUUCCCUGAAAAGCCUCUUCAAGGUGGGAAGAUUGUCGUUCUCGUUACAGCUGCGGAGGAGACAGACCCAACUAAGCACUUGUCUGCUGUUUUAAAACGGUUGGCUUAUGAGCGUAUUGGCGUGAAGUUCUUUGUUGUUGCUGCUGAUGAUAAAGUCACGAGUAAGAGGCUUACAGACUAUUCCAGUGGUGGAACAUACAUGUAUCAAUCAGAGAAUUUUGAUGAUAUUAUUGGAUCCGUAACUAAAAUCCGGAACACAAUAUGCCGCCUUGCACGAUUCAGUUAAGAAAAAAUAAUCAAUACUUUUAUAGAAGGUAUAUGGUUACUAUAAACAGUGACAUAUUUGCAAGACUAGAUAAAAUUUGAAAUUUUUUUGUAAUGCUACGUUUAGUUUGCGCUUAGGUAAAAAUAAAACUUUUCAACGAAUAUGAAUGCUCUUGGUAAUCCAAAGCAAGAAUUUAACGAGGUAGGCCCUUUAUUAUUGUCGUUCGAGAAAUUCAGCCCUGAAUAGGAUUCGGAAGAAUAUAACGAAGCACGAAGAGUCAUUUAGUCUUAGUCUUACCCUUGGUUAGACAAAAGACUCACAGUAGCAGAGUUCCCUGCAGAAAAAGCUGGGUUCCCUACAUUCGAAAAAUCGUCCGAUUGUCCGAUUGAAAUUGUCCGAUUUUCGGUAAAUUCCUCUCAAGUUUGCUAAUUUCAAAAUAAUGUUCAAUAUCAUCUCUUUCUUUGCAAGUAAAAUAUUUCUUCAAUUGGCUGUAGUCAUUUUUCAUACGGUAACUCAACUGUGACUUUUUAACAAGUAUAAACCUUGAAAAUUUUACUGGCUAAAAUACGUUUCUAUUAAUACUUUCAGGAGAACCUUGUAUGUUGAGCCAUAAAAUAAAUGAAUUGAAUAUAACCAUUUAAUUAUACUAUUUGGUCUACCAAAUAUCAUAUGAAGGCUAAAAUCUCGUUAGAUUCUGCCCUUGUAUUACUGUCAAGAGUAUUACUGUUUUUAGGGUGAACUUGAAUUCACUUGUGUUUGUAAUCCAUUGUAUAAAGGCUAAUUAAUAUUACCGUUUAACUAUCUUUGGUAAAUCCCUAAACUUCUCAUAAUACUUAUUGUAAUUAGGGUAUUUUAUCUUUUACGGUAUUUUAACAUUAUUCUUAUCUGGUUAGAAUCACUAUUGAUAAAAGUUUUUAGAUAUUUUUGCAGAAGUAUUUAGCUUUCUUAUGAAUAUUUUUUAAGUCUUGAAACAAAUUUGUAACUUGAAUACUGUCUCUCGUAAAUUUUCACUUCUUCAAUAAUUAUUGUUCAUUAAUUUAAAUUGUCGAUAAUAAAACUUAAUGGUUAUUUUUCAAAUCUUU
Rhopilema esculentum is the source of this 44864-nucleotide messenger RNA. Lineage: Eukaryota; Metazoa; Cnidaria; Scyphozoa; Rhizostomeae; Rhizostomatidae. The record is from RefSeq and is a predicted model, not a curated record.